This is a messenger RNA of Podarcis lilfordi (Lilford's wall lizard), 56134 nucleotides long. NCBI's taxonomy places the organism in Eukaryota, Metazoa, Chordata, Lepidosauria, Squamata, Lacertidae. The record is from the annotation of a GenBank genome assembly.
GCUGUGCAGCCAGUACUGAGAAAGGCCGUCUGAUGGCUCUCCUCUUUUAGCUCUGCUGUGGAAUCCGCCAAGCUUCACCUCUGAUGUCCAAAAUGCACCGAUCUGUGAGUGCUGCCUUUGUUGUAAGUGGGAGGGAUGUGGGGGAGUCAGCCUUGCAUUCAGCAAAGCCAAGAAAUGACUUCUUCUUCUUCUUGCCUUUCCCCUUUUGCAUUGUGUUGUCAUUUUGGGGUGCUUCGCUUUCGGCCAGCAGAUGUGUAUCUGAGAGAUGUGGGAGGGCAGAAAGGUGCUUUUUUUUUGUACAGCAGGUUAGGAUGUGACCAGGUUAGGAUGUGAACAUCCUUCAGGAGGAUAUCAGCUUCCCUCCCUCCACCUCCCCGCCGCCACAAAGGAGGGGAAGGAGAAUUUAAAACAACAACACAGAAUGUUGGGUAAUGAUGGACACUUCCCAUCCCAAAGACCGGGAGUUUGGCGCUGCCUCGAGCAGCACAAAGGCCGGGCAUGUUUAUGAGAGCACUAGUGCAUUAGCUAAGAUGACAAAAUGCUGGGUUGAGAGGCCCUCUCUUUCCCCAUCCCCCAGGCUUUCUUUAUCUCCUGAGCCCUGCUUCUUUUCUGAGUCUUUCAUAUCAUAAAUAGCUGACUUUGAAAGCGGCAGGUGGGGGGUGGAAUCCUGUAGCCAGAGCCAAGAUCUGUGAGAAAAUCCCAUCCACCAAGAACUGACAGCGAGUGGGUGAACUUGAAAUGUUGGAUACAAUGCCAACACCCCCCUCCUCGCUGCUGCCACCCUCCAUGAAGCUUCACUAUCCUACCCCCCCGCUUUGCUUAGCCCCUCCUUUUCUGUUGCAUUUUGAUAGAGAAAGAUAUCCAUGCAUGUCUGAUUCUCCCUCCCCUUCUCCUCUCCCAUUGGGCUCUCUGUUUUCCAAGCGAGCAGGAACGCCUUCUGAUUCACAGCCACUGCACGUUUCUUCUGCUAAAGCCAUUUAUAACUCCCCCGAACUAGUCACUGUGGCAUACGGGUACCUCACUCCCCAGAAGAGCUUUUAUGCUGGAGAGAGGGCGUAAGGGGCAACCCUUUCCAUCCCAAAGUGGCAGCGGAGUCGACAUUCUUUCCAGUAGCUUGGCAGCGGAAAUAUACCCUCUCGUUACUGACUGGCUGCAACUCAGCAGCAAACAGCCAGGAAGAAAAUCGCUGACCACGCUGCAACGUGUUGGUCCGUUUUCACCAGUGAAUCAGUCUGUGUGCCAGCCAUCAGUCAGGCCUCAAAGUGCUGCUUUGCAGUUUUGGGGUCAUUCAGCUAGGCUUAUGUUGCUGCUGUGCUACUGCUGUGUGUGUGUGUGUGCGCGCGCGCGCGCAAGGAAAGGAAUCUCUUCUUCAGCCCCAAAUCUUGGAGAUAUUCGAAAAAGAACAGCGAGUGGGGCCUGCAACAAAAUGUUGCAGCAAAUCCUUACCCUGCACUCCAGCAGUGAUGAUAGGAGUUGUGGUCCUACAACAUACAGAUGGCCCCACUUUGGCUCCCUCUGCUUAAGACUUUCUUGCUUGCUUUAUUUGACUACUAUUCACUAUUCCAGGUGUUCUGGUGACCAAGAAAGUGGUAUAAAACUUAAGUUUUGUUAACAUACAUACACAAAAAAUCAAAGCAUUAAGUCCCAGCCGCAUUUCACCAUGAAUGUUAUCCCCACUGGGGUGGAAUCUAGAAAUAUAUAAAAAAAGUUGUGAAAAUGCUUUUUUUAAAUAAAUGUUUUGAAAAAUAUAUUGAAUUUGCCAUAGCUCACUAUCGCCAUCUAGUGUCCCAUUUGUAUAAUUCACUUUACAACACACUUAAAAACGUUUUAUUUGACACUGUAUAGCUGAAUCCUGGAAAUGAAAGUGGGGCUGGUGGGAAAUCUUUUACCAAUCAGAGAAAUAAUAAUAAUAAUAAUAAUAAUAAUAAUAAUAAUAAUAAUUUAUUUAUACCCCGCCCAUUUGGCUGGGUUUCCCCAGCCACUCUUCCCAUUUGAAAAGUCUUUCAAAUCAUGCAGAUAAACUAAGGUGACAUAUAUGAGAUUCUCAGGCAGUCAUCCAGACCUGCUUUGUAGUUUCAGUACAGUGGCGGCAUAGUGUACCUUUUAAUUUUUUUACUAAUAGUUGCAUAACCUGACUCUUUUUGAAGUGGACUUUGAUGCCCUGCAUUCUUUGCCAGAUUGAGCAUUGUUGUAUCUUAAUAUUUUCACUAAAAGGUGUAUUGCAAGGGCAAAACAUUGGCCCUGCCUGCACCAUACAUUUAAAGCAGUAUCAUACCACUUCAAACAAUCAUUGCUUCCCUCAAAGAAUCCUGACAACUGUAAUUUGUUAAAGGUGUUGAGAGUUGUUAAGAGACCCCUCUUUCCCUUCACAGAGAUGGAGUUCUCAGAGUGGUUUAACAACCAAUCCCUCUUCACAAACAACGCAGAGAAUUGUAAUUCUGUGAAGGGAAAUAGGGGUCUCCUAACAAAUCUCAGCACUCUUUACAAUCUACAGCUCCCAGAAUUCUUGUCGGGGGUGGGGAGUACGAGAUAGGGUCCUCAUUUUUUUUUUUUAUUAUUAUACAUGCUGUAUUAUGUCUACCUGGUUUUUAUCCCAAUGUGGCUCUUGGAAGGUUGCCCAUGAGGGAAGAAGACCCUUGGGCUGUAAAAGCCCCCCUCCUGCAAUGGAGAUAAUGGUCUGACUCAACUUAUUACAUUUCUAGCAUGUGUUGCUAUUAUAUGGCUUUAUUAAAUGGCUUGAAUAACCAACCUCUGCACAGUUUAGCAAAGGAUUCUAUGGAAUGUGGCUUGGUCACUGCACAUUUUUGCAACAUACACAAUUAAAGGAGUGUAUUUCUGAAUCCACAUUGCUCUGAUUCCAGGGCUGGCCCACCCAUGAGGCAACGUGAGGUGACUGCCUCAGGCGGCAGCAUCCACCAGGGCAGCAGAUCCUGAUGUUGAUCUCUCUCUCCCCCCCCCCACUUAAUCCUGAUGUAGAUCUCCCCUCCCCCCUUCUUCCCUGGUUGGGAGGGAAAUGCCAUUUUGGAGUCCGCCUCAGGUGCCAAAAUGGCAGCCCUGUCUGAUUCCAUUCUGCCUCCAUAGCCCCUAGCUUCCCCCCUGAUUAUGUAUGGAACUCACUUGCCCACACAAAGGUGACAUACCAGUCACUAGGAACCCAGAAAAUUCUGGCCAGGUUGGAUCCAAAUCUAAUUUAAACAAUUUUGCAAAAGUGUAACAUCCCUGCCUCUCUCCACUGAAUUUCCAAAGCUACCCACCCGCCCUCUUUGCCAAGACAUUUGAUGAUGAUAAAAAACCCCAAUAUUUUCCUCACCUCGGGGGGUGGGGAUAUUUCUCAUAAGGAAAAUUUGCAUAUUAGGCUUAAACUGCGUCAGCAUCCAUUCAUCCAGUUUCAUUAUAAAAGUCUGUUGCUGUAUUAUUAGAAGCUAGGCCUGUAAUUAAAUAAGGGAUUGACAUGUGAAAUUUGGCCCUUAUCCCAGAGUUUGCUCACCCUAAAGAUGCCUUUUCCAAACUACUGCUCUCUAAAUCAGUGGUUCCCAAACUUUCCCCCCUCCGCAGAUCAUUUGAUAAUGGUUGAGGGUCUUGGAAGACCACGCAAUGCUUUUCCUGCCUGUUGCAGCAAUUGUAAUUCCAUAGGAUUCAAAUCGUGAUACAAUAAAAUAAAAUAUAAGAAGAAAAAAAAAAGAAGAAGAAGCAAAAAAAUACAAUAAAAAAAUCAAUGUGAAUAUUCAAUGUGAUGGUUGUGCCCUCUUCUAUUUUCAACCAUAAAUUCACUGACACUCAGUAGACCACCUGAAUGAAGCCUGGGGACGACUGGUGAUACAUAGACCACAAUUUGGGCACCACUGCUCCAGAUGCUGUGAACUAGAGCUGUGAACAUCCCUGACAUUUGCCCUUAAUUGCUGGAUCUGAUAGGAAUUGUGGUGCGAAAUAUGGAGCACACCAGGUUGGAGGAGGCUACACUACAGACUUCUCAUGGUUGCCAAACUACAGCGCUUCAAACUACGGAAGAAAACAGACCUAAUGUCCCUAAGGGUACUGGAACACUCUCCGAAUGAAGGCCUGGCAAUCCUAUGCUCUUUUCUUUCACAGGCCCACGGUCUUUUCAAGGCCUACUCCCUUGUUGUCAAGAGCGAAUAGCCUCUCCUGUCUGUCAGCCCUGCAUUCAGGUUCUCCACAAGCACAGUUCUUUCUUAGCACCUCCUUUCUUCAGCGGAACCCACUGCUAACUCUCUUAUUUUCUUCAUCUACCAGGACUUGCCAUGGCAUCCUUUGUGCCCGCUCAGCAGUCUUGUUCCUCCCACCAUCCCCUCCCGGCCGAAAGAUGUAGCUAGACUUGCCUUUAGGCUCCGCGUUUGACCCUGGUUCAUUUAUUCAUCACUCAUUUCCCGAAAUCAGUUGGCUUUAUGAACAGCCCGUGACAUCACAGUUGUUGGCGGAGUUAGGUAGUCAUCUACCUAACCUUUAGUGCAUUAAAAACAAAUUGAAUGUAGGUAUCGAGGGAUCUCAUGGCUAGACAAUAAGCUGACGUUGUAGCAACUCCUAAAAUUAUAGGGUAUUACAAGUGCUACCAUCUGUUUAUGCAAAAUUCUAGUUCCACAGGUGUAGCAUGCCUUAAUUGCUACUGGAUAGUUCCUAAAAGGAGCAGGAGAUGGUCCUUAUGCUUUAAAUGAUGAGAGUUGACUCUGCUGGCUGAGGUGAUGGGAGUUGUAGUCCAAAGUAUCCGGAAUGGACCAGGUUCAAGAAGGCUGAGUUACCAGGGAUGGUGGAUAGAGGAGAAAUUAGGUUCAGUUCACAUUUAAAGGCAAAUGUACUUAAUUCAUACAAUAUGCCGACUGAAUCGCAACCAUCCUUCAGAAUUCGCACUUCUCCAAUUUUUACAAUGCAGUUCUUCAGCCACAUAAUGUGUACAAAAAUGCAUAUAUCAAGGAAGAUAACUUAAUAUGCAUUGUAUUAACAGAGAUUGCUUUUCAAAAUUGCAUACAAAACUGUGAACAAUAGGAGAACUUAACACAAAUAUGCUGGUGAAUUUUCAUGAGAACUUUAAACAAAAAUGCAAACUGAUGUGGAAACAUGGAGAACUGACCUUCAGGAAGGGAAAAAUGAGAAACUGAGAGACACCAGUGCUGGCAUACUUACCCAUCCCUGUGUGUUACACCCUAAAAUGAAGGCUGGCUCAGUCCCUGAAGAGAGAUGGGAAGGAGCAGAACAGAAGAAAAUUGCACUCAAUAUAUCUGGCGCAGAAUCUGCCAGGCCAGAUUACAAAACUUGAUAUUCACAGGAGGAUACCUAGGGUCUGAUAACCCUGUCAAAAUGUGAACACUAACUUCAGACUUGAUAUUUAACACCUAAAUUGAAUUUGUAACUUGGGAAAUUUUGUUUUACCAUGGACUUUUUGGGGGGCUGGGAAAUAUUUGGGGAGGGGAAAUGUUUUCAACUGAGUGCCAAAAUAUACACAAGCUCACAGAUACCAGCUAUUACUGCUCUAACCCUCAACCCAUUUUGCAGAGAAAAAUAGUGCUUGAAAAGCCACACCACCUGCUUAAUACAGAUUCUUCUUUUGUCCAGAUUUCAGUGAUUCCUUCUACAAGGAAUUAAAAUUUUGCCUUAAAAUCCAGUAUUACUUUUUAAGAAGAGGUUUGUUGGAUCAUACUAAGGGCCCAUUGAGUUUGUCAUCUUCUUUCCAGGAAUGGCCACCAAGAUGCUUAGAUGCUUUUGAUCAGAGUCAGCAUCGGUAACCUUGCAUAUUAUUGUCCCAGGGCAUUGUGGCAAAUUUCAGUGGCAGCUGGAGUCAGCCAUCCAAUGCUAUGCAGUGUUGCUUUUGCCUACCUGCCCACUCCAACAGUGCCAGGGCUCACCAACAGAGGAAGUGGUUGACUGAUGGAGGAGGGGGCCACUAGAAGUAUUUACUCAGGAUUUCCUCAAACCUGCAGCUGGCUCUGCUGUUGAUCCUCCCUUCAUUUAGAAGUGCUGCUCUUUCUGGUGGAUAUAUUUGGAUUUUGAUCCUGUUAAUGCUUCAGUAAACUACCCUUAUUGUAGUAUGCCUUAUAUCUUGCAUGAAAUCUCUGCUUUGGCUUACAGAUCUUAGCAGAACACACACACACACACACACGUUUGUCAUUGUCAAUAUUACAGUAUAAAUAUACAAUUGCAUAUAGUAGGCCACAUACUUAUCCAAAUUUAUAUUUUUUCAUUACAAUUUUAAGUUAAAAUACUAUCUGGCUAUGUUUAUUCAAAAUAAGACACUGGGUACCUAUUUUCUGUGACUUUAAAACAUAGUGCUAAAUGUUCGAUUGCUGUGGGUGAUGAAGACCUUUGUCUUCCAUCUUUUUCUUGGUUGAAAGAGAGGAGACAAAGAGAUCCCAUGGUAUGGCCAAAAUUCCUUCUUUGGGAGGAACAGCUAGAUAUGAAUUUCAAAAAAUUACAAGGCUACCACCUUGCUGAAACUAAGACCAAAUAUGCCCCAUGAUGGAAGAAUAGUGGAAUAUAAAUGUAAAAAAGUAAAAUCUGUACUAUUAACCACAUGUGUAUCUGUUAUCUGUUUUACUGACCAUAUGUGGAAAUCCCCUAAAGCUCUUUCGUUUCAUUAGGAUGCCACUGUGGAUGAUGCAGUGUUGCGGAAAAAAGAACAAAAAGAUGUCGAACUGGAUAAGAAAAUCAUAGCUUUGCGGAAAAAGAACGAAGCCCUUAUGCGAAGAUAUCAUGUAUGUUUGACUUCUUAGCUCAGUUUUGGGGCCUCCUUGGUGAACCUUUGAAGCCCUACAUGCUGAUAACUCUUUUGAAAAAUUCAGUUUGUUGCAUUCUUUGUUCAGCUGACACCAGUAACUCGAUGUGGCUGAAGUAACUUGAAGUAGGUGACAUAGAAAUCAGCAUUUACUCCCACCAGGAAUGGAAUUUCAAAAUGAUUAUUCUGCAUAACAGAUCAGGCUGUCAGAAUUGUAAGGAGCCUAAACCAAGGAACCUAAGGAACAGCAAUCAUGUAGGGGAAUGGGGAAGAAGCCUAUGGCCAGAUAACUUCUGCUUGGGCACUGCUGCAAGAUGGCUCCUCAGUUACAUAGACUUGAGGCCUAUUCAUACUUUGUUUGUCUCAUGAUUGCUAGUCAUGAGUCCUAUACUUUGUUUUGUUCUGCCACUUUACCAGAGAAAAACAGCUGUUCACUGCUGAAUGUCAAUUGGGUUUUCUGUGGAUUGGUACUUGUUCUGAAUAGCAGUAAACAUUAGGUUUUCCUGGAAAAAAGUGGGGGCAAGGCAAAGAAAACCCCUCUUGGACCCAUGACUAGAAUUUGCGGGACAAACCAAGUGUGGAAGGGCCUUUAAGGUGCCCCAUAGGAGUCAGAAUACUGCAUGGUUUAUCAUCCAUUGACAUUUCUGGGUCAGAUUAACCUGAGCUUUAGAGUGUGUUGUCAUCAGUAUGCUAAUACCAGCUCUAUAUUUCAUUCAGGAAGUGUGCAAUAGCAGUCUACCCUGAAUCAAUAUAUUGAGACUGUGUUUGGGCAUGCAGGAUUUAAGAGACUGAAAAUCAGACUGGAGACAGGCAAUAGUCAUAGAAUCAUAGAAUCAUAGAGUUGGAAGAGACCACAAGGGCCAUCGAGUCCAACCCCCUGCCAAGCAGUCUUUGAAGAGUGGAGGCUAUUUUAGAGAUGCAUUGCUUCCCAUGGUGUUCACUUCUUUCUUUUGAGGCCUCUUGGUCAAUCAAAUGAUGCCAGAAUAUAAAACCCAUGAAACCUGUUUACCAGAGGUGAAAGUAGUGUCUACAUACCAUAUCAAAUUAUUAUUAUUAUUAUUAUUAUUAUUAUUAUUAUUAUUCCCAUAGAGCUCACAACAUAAGAUCAUAAAAUCACAAUAUGAGAAACGCAAAAUACAUAAUAAAAUAAAAACAAAAACAAAGACAACACAAUAAUCUCCCCCUUCCAAAACACAUUUUGAAAGGGCAUUAGAUGUCAAUCAGCCAAAGGUCUGGUUAAAGAGGGAUGUUUUCUCCUGGUGACUAAUGAUGGCUCCAGCUGAACCUCCCUGAGGAGAGCAUUCCACAAACAAGGAGCCACUGCAGAAAAGGCCCGUUCCUAGGUUGCCCCCCUCCAGACCUCUCAUGGAGGAGGCACAUAAAGAAAGGCCUCAGAGGAUGAUCUUGGGGGUCCAGGUAGGUUCACAUGGAGAGAGGUGGCCUUUAAAACUAUCUUCAACUCUCUGAAGAAGAAGAAAUCACAUGUCUCAGUAAAGCCUUGGUAAAAUAGUCAUCACCUGGAUGUUGCUAUUGUCAAAUAUAGUGGCAGUGGCAAAUGUGUGCUGAUGAAUGUACAGUUUCUCAUAGCUUCCCUAUGUUUCUCCCUUUGUUUGAGAUUGCUUUGUUUCUAGCUUUCCACUUGUUGUAAGCUGAUCUGAUAGAGUAGCUGGCUGUCAUUUUUGCAGGAAAUAGAAGAGGACAGGAAGCGAGCAGAGCAGGAGGGAAUGGCUGUCACGUCGAGGAAAGCCAGGCCAGAUGGCCUCACCAUCACCAUCACCAAAGCCCAUAAUGUAAGCAUUAUCUCCCCUUCCUGCUAAGGAAGGAUUUUUAUACAUUCCAUUCUUGCAAGGUUAGAGAGGUCUUAGUUGUGAGGGAUUAUGAAAUCAAUAUGUAAUAAAUAUAGAGACCAUCAGGCUUCAGGCUCUAUCAGCUCUCUGAAUGAUUUACAGGUUCCUAAAUGUAACACUAAUAUGUGCAAGUACAUGUGUUUGGGGAUGGCUCUCCAAUGAGGAGUAAAUUUAAACACCUCUGUGAACUAUGGUUUAAAAAUAAUAAGAGAAGGGAAUUGACUAUGAAAGACUGGAGUGAGUCCAUCACACACUAUUGCAUCAUCCAUUUCUCAUAAAUAAAGAUCCACACCAUGAUGACUCUACUGUUUCCCUAAAUCUUUGACAUUUCGGCCAAAUGUCAGAUUCAUAAGUGAAGAGAUGCUUUCCCCCCUCGCCAGAUUUAUAGGUUGCCUGGCAAAUUGGACAACAGGACCAGCUAUUUCUUUGGAAAAAAUUCCUCAGUAUUUGUAUCACUGGCAAAAAGUGUGAGGUCAUAGAGCCCUCCUGACAUUUUCAUAGCUUCUUCUCCCCAGCUGUUAAGGCAAAAGAGAAAGGGAGGAGGUUAAUAUGGCAACAUACCAACCAUUUCCUAGCUAAGUGUUUGUCCUAUUGGCAGGAGAAAAGAGUCGUGAGUGAGAAAUGGGGAAGCAGCGGCCCUCCUGCCUCCAGUUUUGGGAUUGGAAGUGAGGAGGAGGAAGAUGACGAGGAAUCUGAUCACUUGUUUACAUUCAGGAUGGGGAAGAGGGUUCAGUUGGCUGUUACCAUGGACAAUAAAGCCAAGGUGAGUCCCCAGCCCGUUUUUUAAAAGUGCUGAAUCUCUAGAGAUGCCAGCAAAUUCGGGUUGCAAUGAUGAAAUACACGUAAAAGCAUUCUAGUUUAAACAAAGCAACAUACAUUCAGCAAAAAGGUGGGUCCCACGUUGUUAGUUAGCCCAAAAAAUCCAAUAAACUUCAUGUGCUAGCAGGGCUAGAAUUUGGUUCUCUAAUAUCCCAACCCAGCAUGAUCCACAAGGCCACCCAAUAAGAGUCAUGGUAGGGCAGGUUUUUAAUCUGGUUCCCCAACAUUCCAGUCCAGCAAGGCCACCCAGUGAGUUUCAUCUGCGAGCAAAUGUAUUUGCAAUCUACAAAGGAUACUUAUUCAGGACUAAUCAAACUUUUAAUGAAGUCCAUAUUAUUGCUUGCUGAGUAAGUCAGCAUUUGGGUGGUAAUCUUUGUGAGAAUGUUCCUCCAAUACAACAUAUAGGCUUCAGUCAAUUGGGAAUCAUUGUCACAAACAGUAAAUUUCCAGCAGUCGAAAAAAGCAGCUUGCACUCAGAUUGUAAGUGACCCUUCAGUCUUUUACUGCCUGAUAGGAUUGUAAAUUCAUUUCCACGACUUCAAAAAGCUCUCUAGACAUCUUUGGGGACAGCUCGGUGACGACAUCUGUUUCGUUCGCAGUGGCAGUCAAAACAACACAUCACAUUAGGCUGUGUUGACAUACAAGCAGAGUGUAAUAUGAAUCUCUUACAAUAACAUUAAAGAAGGCAAUGGCAGAUCCUUGACUUGAGCAACAUGUUUGGAUUCAACUACAUGCUGUCAGAAUCAAGACCUCAAAGACAGGAAGAGGACAUAGAAGGGGUUGGUGCUUUGAAGCCCCAGUAGCAGGGCUCCCCCCCCCCCAGCCGGAACUUGCCAGAACUCAGUUCUGGCACCUCUAAGGUGGGCUCCAUCACCAUUAUAAGAGAAUGAGGGAGGUGUUCAUGGUCAGUUCCGGCACCUCUUUUUCUAGAAAAAUAGCCCUGCCCAGCAGUAUGAAAGCUUGAAAUACAAGUCUUUUCUUUUCUUAGGCAUUUCUAAAAAGAAUAUUUCCAUGAGUGCUAAUACAGGUUGAAGAUGUCAGAAGCAAUGAGGGUUUGGGGCAGUAUUUUACUAACAAGUCCCAUCAUGCAAGAAUAUCUGCUUGUACAACAGGACUCCCCCCGCCCCUUUCCACUAUCCACCUGAAAUCUGUUCCAGAACUUUGGGGAAACUCCUAGAACAGAUUAAGGGGGUGUAUGGGAGAGGAAAUGGGGAAAACAUUCUGUUGCACAAGCAUAAAUUCUAAAAAAAAGCCUUAGCACUACAUUGGAUUCCACCCUUCGUGUUUAGUCAGAUUUUUUCUUGCAGUUCGAAUCCUGUUAUUAAUGUUGCAUGUGGUAUAUUUUGGUAUGAAAAUGUGUUUCAGUAAUUUCUCUCAUUCAUUUUCAUAAAUUGCUGUGAAGUGGGCCGGGUGGAAUGAUUCUCCUUUCCUGCCCUGGCAUACUGUUCUGGGGGUUCUCCCAACUCCCCUUGAGCCAAUUUUGGGGUGCAUGAGGGAGGAGGGGGCAGAAAGCCCUGUUGUGCUAGCAGAAGUCUUUGACGUCAUUAGUUGAUUCUGUUACUCUGAGUCUAUGCGUUCUAAGUAAUCUGUGUGCUACCCUCAAAACAUAGUGAUAUUUUCAAUUACAUGGAAUAAAAGUUAUAUCAUCUCUGCUAUAUUUUGCUUAGUUGUGUUGGUUUUCAUCCAGGAAAACAAUUCCCAUGAUGAGAAUUUUUUGGCUCGGAAGCUAAGAAAAUUCAUCAACCCCGAAGGGAGUUAGCUGAUCUUUACACAGCCCUCCUAAAUGCUGACAAAAAAUUAAGAGAACACUUGUUACUUCAGUCUUGAUUAGUUUAGUGCAACAAAAUUACAAUGCUAACAUAUCUUAUACGUUAUCUACAAAGGUUCAUUAUAUUGAAUUUCUGGCUGAAAUAUUUCUUUUCGGAAUUAGAUUGAUUACAACUGGUAGCUAUCAAUGAAUGGAAUUUGCUAUUUGUUAUACUUGUUUUUCCAGCACCAAAUAGGCAUACUUACUCUAAAUAUGCACCUUUCUAUACAUACUGUACAGGGCAAGAAACAGCAUAUUCUGAUUCUGCCUUUUCUAGGGAAAGCGGGUUGUGAGUGAAAAACGGGGAUCAGAGUGUCUUGUGAGCCCAGGGGAGGCCCCAGACAUCAGUGAAGAAGAGAUUGAUCAGUUGGUUGCUUUCCGCAGGGGAAGAAGGAUGCAGAUUGCUAUUACAAUGGACAACAAAGGCAGGGUGAGUAUUUUCCCAAAUGGCUCCCUUUGGUUCCAGUUCUCUGCUUGGACUCAGUCCCGUCCCCCAGCCCCAGUCUUAAUACAUGUUGCCAAGGCUGCUGCCAAUCUUGAUGAGGUGCUGCUGCUGCUGCUGCUUUAACAGCUUUUGGGAAGCUGAAAAUUAUUUGGAAACUUGCUUUCUGCUCCAGUGCUGCAACAAUCCACUUACGCAGCUACCUCUCUGAUGUCUUGUGGGGCGAACAUGGAAAUCUUGCUUACUGCAGCAGACUGAAAAGAGAAGGGGUGAUGGAAAGGCUAUAGUAUGCAAACGCUCCCUCAGUCCAUCUCUGGGGUCUCUCUCCCAGUGCAGUUGGGAAAAACUCUUUCCUGGCAUGCUAGAGAACUAUUGCCCAUCAGAGAUGACAGUACUGAGCUAGUUGGGGCAGUGUUCUGACUUGGUAUAACUUAAGACAGUUUCCUAAGGCCCUUUCAAACUGAUGGUUUUAUUGCAAGUGUCAUCUGCAGCAUGUCAUUGAUGCAAUAAUAGUGCAUUCGUGGUGUAUUCAUCCUGGACCGUCCAUGCUUUGUUAGUUGUUCAGUGAUGCUUCCUCAACUGUGACAUCUUGAGAUAGCAUGCAGUAACUGCACUAGCAGAACUCAAGCUAGAGCUCUAGGUGCCAGUUUCUGAUAUUCAUUGUGCCGCACCUUCAAUGCUGCAGCUACAGCUCCCAAACCACUCUGUCUGCUCUGACUCUGAGUCUUAUACCAAGUGCAUAUUUAAGUAGCCAGUGAAGCAGGUAAGUCCCUUGAAAUGGCUCUGAAAUGGCUCUUCCCUAAGAUGUCGUCAUGGCAUUGUCUGUGGCCUCCUUAGGUAAACCAAGAGGAAUCAUAUCCUAAAGUUUAUUUGUACUGAUGACAGUGGGUGAUGCUGAGAUCUAAACCACUGAGCUUCUUGGGCUUGCUGAUUGGAAGGUCAGCAGUUCGAAUCCGCAUGAUGGGGUGAGCUCCUGUUGCUCUGUCCCAGCUCCUGCCAACCUAGCAGUUCAAAAGCACACCAGUACAAGUAGAUAAAUAGGUACUGCUGUGGCGGGAAGGUAAAUGGCGUUUCCAUGCACUCUGGUUUCUGUCAUGGUGUUCCAUUAGUUAUAGUAAGUUUCUAUUACCAUGUAAGGUCUUGCCCCCCCCUUCCUGCAAUCUCUCUCCUCCCUGCGAUGGCCCCCACAACAGCACAGCUGUGUGCAUUCCUGACUUUGCUUCUCUCUUUACAACCUUGAAUAAUAAACAUUUGAGCCUGUUCCAUCAGUGCCAGCCUUGUUCUCCUGACGGACCUCUCCUUUCUAAGAAAGGCCUUGGGGGGGGGGUUUCUUAUGGCUCUACACCAUUGCGCCAGUAGAGAUUUAGUCAUGCUGGCCACAUGACCCAGAAAGCUGUCUGUGGACAAACGAUACGAUACGAUAUGUUUAUUGUCAUUGUCCCAUACAGAACAAUGAAAUUGAAAACUGGCGCCCUUGGCCUGAAAAGCGAGAUGAGCAUUACACCCCAUAGUCGCCUUUGACUGGACUUAACUGUCCAGGGGUCCUUUACCUUUAUACCUUUUACUGACCGUUUUUGUAUUGCACCCUUCCUCUGAAGAACUCAUGGUGUGGUACACAGAGUUACCCUCAGAACAAGCCCGGCAUGUGAGUCAAGAGAAGAGAUGAUGACUUGCCCAAGCCUAACCAGUGAGCUUCAUGGCUGAGUAGGGAUGUGUGAACCUGUUCUGUCCCCGACACCCAUCAAAACUCAAUACAGCUCUCAUAAUUCAUUCUACAACACUGGAAAGUGGAAAUGUUGGCUAGGCCCACUGCAAUAUCAAUUGACUUAAGAUAAAUCUGUCAAAUCAUGUGAUCAUCUAGGCCUCAGGCACAAAAGCAAAACAUUUUAUAGGAAAAUGUUCGGUCCCUUGCAUCUCCAGCCAGUACUGGCCUCUCCUCCUGCCCUUACUCGCAUGUCAGUUAGGCUUAGAGGAAAAACACUUCUCGUUUUUGCCAAUGGAAGGUUUAUUUUUAAUUCUAAUUGUCACACUGUGGGGAAGGGGCACAGUUCAUCGAGAUGGCAGCUGUGGAAGGGCUUCUGUCCUCAUGCACUGUGAAAGCAAAUAAUAAUAAUAAUAAUAAUAAUAAUAAUAAUAAUAAUAAUUUAUUAUUUGUACCCCAGCCACUCUGGGCGGCUUCCAAUAAAGAUGAAAAAUACAUUAAAAUGUCACACUUUAAAAACUUCCCUGAACAGGGCUGCCUUCAGAUGUCUUCUAAAUGUCAAAUGGGAUGUUGGGCAGAGAAAGAAGACUUUGGCCCUCCCAAUCCUUGGUAUGUGGCCCCCAAGCAAUUACUCCUGAGGGAAUACAGCUCUUGACACGAAUACAGCCCUGUUACUACUGGAAUUCUUUGUAACUUUUCACCUUUAAGUGAGAAUAUCUUAAGGUCUUGAGGACAAAAUCCUGAUAUUUAUAAACAAAACAAAUCUAUUUUUUAAAUGUUGCUACCUCUACACCACCACCACCAAUUAUUUUUUAUCAGGCUGCUGUUAGGCACAGGAACAGGACUAAUAAUAAUAAUAAUAAUAAUAGCAUCCCUGGUUAGAAAUUGAGCAACUAAGUAUGGGGGAAAGUGACAUAGGAUUAAAAGGUACAGAAUCUAGCCAAGAGGCAAGACUGUCUCCCUCAGAAUGACACUGUCCAACCACUGUCUGAGGGCCCACUUCCUUUUGGCAUCUUCUGAAGCGUGUGCUUCUGCGCUUUCUGGGCCAAGGUUUUUAAAAGCAGACUUCGGAGCCGAGCUCCAGCUGCCUCAAACUGAUGGUUUCCGAGUGACAUUCUGCUGACGGAGAAGAGGAUUAGCCCAAGAACAGCACAAGCUGUGCGUCCUAUUCAGUCUUCAGGCUGUAACUCAGCUGCCGGGCCUACACUCUGCCCCGCUGCCUGCGAGGAGAGAAAAGAAAAGCCUGUUGACAUGGUGAGCGGGGGGCAUGCGAGAGUUUUACAGCCCCAGAUGGCCAAGGCUGUUUUCUCAGGCAAGAUGGAUGACGGGCCUGCAGGGAGCACAUGGACACAUUGAAACAGAGAGUGUAAAUCACGCUGGGAGAGGCGGCUGGCGCAGCCAGCUCAAGCCUCUCUCUCUCAUGGUCUGCACUUUUCCCAGAAACAGUGCGCCAUUGUCCUCAGGCCCAGGCCCUGCGACGCCUCCCAGUGUGAAGUACACGCAGAUUUGGGCCUGGAGUUUAAAGAGCUUUUAAACAGUACAUUUGGCAGUAAAUGCCUUUUUGUGUAAGGCUGCGAGUGACUCAGGGCUUUACAGACUUCGCCAUACGGUCGAGGCACGUUAGAUAAACACAGAGAUGGCAAAGAAUGAAGAGGGGAGGAGGCACAAAAGUCAUUGGGAAUGGGGGGAAGAGGGGGAGCUUUUUGUGAAAUGUGCUCCGCUACUGAAUAGCCUAAAGGUGAUUUGUGUGGAAGCUGUAUCUUGCAGUGCAGUGGGCUCUUGGGAAAUACAAUGUCAGACCCUCCAAGUGCCCCUAUUUUCCAGGGAUUUACAGAAGCCGUCCCUGCAUGCCUCUGAUGGGCCAGGUUUACAUUGUAAAUAUACAGACAUGUGGGGAAUUUGUUCAUGCGCAAUGUAGCAUGAUGUUACUAGGAUGUAAACUGCAGUUGGCUAAGUAGGGCAACCCUUUCCAUUCACUGAAUAUUUGCACAGCACUUUCCCCCAAGUGCUGAGAACAUUUCCCAAAUGGAACUUUUCCACCUGACUUAGUGAUGGGAGAGUUUGAAAUAUGAAUGCCCUCAGUGAGAAAAAGGGCUGCAGCUCAGUGAGAGAGCUUCUGCUUUGUGUGCAGAAGGUACUGUGCUGAAUCUCUGGGAUCUUCAGGUAGUAUUGGGAGAUACCUCAGGCUGAAAUCUCGGACAGCUGCUGCCAGUCAGUGUGGACAAUGCAAAGCUAGCGAGAGUAUGGCAGAGGUGGCUAACCUGUAGCUAGGGAUUUUGGAGAAUUCUGUCAGGAACAGAAACCAGGAGUGGAAAUUGCCACAAUGUGCAUGUUCAUUGGAUGUCAGUAAGACAAUGUUCACUAUCACACCUACUCAAAUUUAAUUAAACAAACCACAGUCCCUGAUGUUCAAAUGUUACAGGGCACUGUAGCUUGUUUAAAAGUGGAAAUGUAUGCUUCUCAUCGGCUCCUGUUUUGCAUGCCAGAAAGCUGGGAGAAUGGGAGAGUUUGUGACCCGGAGCUCAGGAAAACUUGUUCACACAGCAAGAAACAAUGUUUUCCAUUAUGUUGAUCUGACCCAUAGUCAAAGUAUCUGGCUAUGGAGGAAAGUCCAUUUCCCCAACAACACCACAUUGUAUGCCUGGAUCCUCACAAUGAAUGAAUUGCAAAGCAAGCAAUUCUUAUGUGACAAACUGAUUGCCUGGAAGGGCCCCAAGGCUUACUGUUCCUUUGAUGUGCUAUGCCAUGCUAUAACCCCGAGAGGGAGCUAAAGGAGUAGAACUGAAACCAGUAUUUGCACAUUCAGUCUUCUAAAAGGGCACCAUCAAAAAAAGAGCUCUGCCCGUCCAAUUUUUGAAAAUCCAGACAGAUGAUAAAGAACAGGACCAGAGUAAGAGCGGAUGAAUGUAAGCACAUGGAGUUACAUAUAGCUUGAGUUGAGUGCAAGGACUAAGGGACAGAGCUAAACAUUGCCAGGAAAUUGUAUGUUUUUAGGAGCAAUAUGAUGGAUGUGAGAAAAGUGGCACCACAUAAAUAUUGAGAAGUGGUGGAAUUCAGAGUUUUUUAAAGAUAAAUUCUGUCCAGCCAUUCUGUAAAAAAAUCAAAAAUCAAAGUUGGUUUGUUUUAUUAACUAUAGCAAAUAUACCAAAAUCAAAACAACAUAUUCAAAAUCACAUUAAUCCUUCAAAGUAAAAAUUGAUUAAAAAAUCAGAAUCCUUUUAAACAGCCGGUGCCUUAAACUGCCUGGUCGGGUCUUGGCUGCUGAGCGUAAAGCAAGCAAGCAGUGUGGAGCUUCACCUUAGGCAGAGCGCCCUGACAUCUUAAUGCCACCACAGAAAAGGUCCUGACCUUGUUGCCUACCUGCCAUACUUUGGAAGGGCAUCAAAGGAAGGUCUAGCACAGGGGUGGGGAACCUCAGGCCUGGGAGCCAAAUGCAGCCCUCCAAGCCUCUCUGUCUGCCCUUGGGAUUCUCCCCAGGCGAUACCCACCUCCCAUUCAGCAACAUCCAUCACUGGCUCUGCUUUGCAUUCUCCUUGAGUGUUUCUGGCCUGGCUGGAAUGUGUCCUUGAACUCUGAUAAUGCUUCCUUACUGCUUGCCUAGAUGGGCUGGGUAUGCAGAAAUGAGCCUACCCUCUCUCCCCUCUGGCCCUGCCUGCCAGUGACAUGUGGCACCCAGAAGACUGGCCUGAAGAAUAUACAGCCCUCAGGUUGAAAAUAGCUUCCUAUCCCUGGCCUAGGCUAGGGUUUGGGCUAAUUCAUACAGUAUGUGUGAAGGAUUCUUGUGAUACUCUUAAGAUCCCAGUUCAUCUUCACAACAACACUUUAGGGUAGCUUAGGCUUGUCCAAGGGCAUUUACUGAUGGCUGAGGAGGAUUCUGGCUCACUAAAAGCAAGUGUAUGUAGUGCUAUUUCCUUUAAAAUAUAUCCCUUGCGUUUCCCAGCUGAUACAUGUACCCUCUUCAAAGCAGUGCACUGCAAAAGGCUCCUGGUAUUUGAUAUCAGCUUCUUUCUGCUUCACUGGAGACUAAAUGGAAUUGCAAUCUCAUUUUCCUCUCCCAUAGAUGACAGUAAAGCAAAUCCCCAUGGUCUAAGAAGGAGAAACCUUAUUACUAUCAUAGCCUGCCCUCCUGCCCAGUGCCCAAGAUUUUCCCUGGCACCAAUAUCCCAGUUGUCAGCAGAGAGUUGAGUAAUCUCUCUCUCUGUGGGUCUUUUAGUAUCGGGUUUCCUCUCUGUACUCUGCCCCCUCUUUCAUUUUGGUAAUAGCUGCAUUUAACAGGCUGCUGUUUUAUGCAACAGUGCAUUUAAGCUUCAGAGUGGUGUAUCCAGAUCCAGUGAAGCAUAAUGGUUAAUUAGUAUGCAGCAAAUCAUCUUUAAAUUGGACAUCUAUGGUUUGUGGACUGUUUGAAUUGCUUUUUUAUUAACAGUGUAGAGAGAGAUAAUAUAUCAUGAGUUAAUAUGCUUCCUGUCUAAAGAGGUAAGUGCCACAUGAUUGUAGGAAUGAAAUGAAAUUGGGGUCAGAUGACAAAUGGAGUAAAUGGAGGCGAGUCCUUCUGAGCCACCCGAUAUUGUCAAAGUUUUCACUUUUGGAAAAAAAUAAAUCAAGCGGGGGGUGGAGAAGUGAAAGACAAAGAGAUAAUUAAGCAAACUACUUUUUACUAGCUCAGUAGUAGGGGAAGGGAUAUACAAUAGCUCAGUGAGAGCAUAUGCUUUGUAUGCAGAAUAUCUUUGGCUCAGUCUCUGGCAUCUCCAGGUAAGGGUGGCAAACAUUAUUGUCUGAAAUCAUGGAGACCCAUACACAGUGUAGUGUAGAGACAAUAAAGAAGUAGAGGUGCUUUUACACUGUCACUAUUUUGGAGUGGGAGUCAACCACAUACUGGCAAAUUCAAGUUGUGUAAUAAUAAACAAGAGGCCUUGAGCAACAUACCUGCUUCCCCAAAAGAUCAGACUUUUUUGUGAUAAGGGAAGUUAUGGGGAAAUGCAUGGGAAAGUGUGAGAGAACAUUAUGACACAACAACCAUCUAACCUAUAUAACAAAAAUGAUUGCCUUGUGGGAAGCGACUCAUAAGUGAAAAUAAUAAUAAUGAAAUUCAAUGACCAUUCAUUCUGAUAUGUUUGCAGGGUGGUUAGAUGAUGUUCCCUCAAGGUAAGGGUUAUCCUACCCUUCAGCUGUGUUUUCCUAUCAUUUUCCCUUUCACCAAAAAUCUACUCUUUUGGGGAAGCAGGUUUGUUGCACAAGAACUCCCAGUCAGCUACAAUUGCAGAACCUGAAGUCGCUGGUAUUUGAGUGAAGCCCAUGUCUAUGGAGAUUCAGCACUUAAAAGGGGGGGGGGUCACCUUGGCUUUAUUGCCCAUGGUAGCAGCCUACUGAAUCCUGUUCCCCAUCCUGGAUGUAAACAAGUGACUGGCUUUCUCAGCAUCUUCUUCCUCUUCACUUCCAGUCCCACAACCGGAGGCAGGAGAACUCUUUACCAUCUCUUUUUGUUUUAAUGACCCUGAACAAUUUAGUAGAAUCAGCAAACCUGGCCACCUCACGGCUCACCCCUAACUCGAUAUUGUUUAUGAGCAAGUUAAAAACACAGGUCCCAAUCCUUCACUUUCUGCACCUCUUCAUUUGAAGAACUAUUUAUUUAUUCCUACUCUCUUCUUCCUGCUACGUUACCAGUUCCAUAUAUCUCUAGAUCACUCUGCUGUUAAAGGCACAGGAGAAGAAACAGAUUAAAAGUUGGCAACCUUCAGUGCUGGAUAGAGAUGGGGAACAAUUCCUCCCCUUAAAUGACAGCAUUUGUGUGCAUAUUUUGUUGCAAAUUCUAUUGCGCUUCAUGGGUGUUUUCAUGUAUUUCUACUGUAAAAAUAGACAAAUUCUGCAAUAAAAUGGACAAGCAUGUAACGUAAACUAUCUUUGAUGAAAUGUGCUCUCUUGAGACAUAGACAGAAAAAAGGAAUGUUAGCUGCGACACUGAAAUGGGGUUUCUGCCUUGUUAUUACUGUGCCUGUCUCUGUGAGAGUUUGAUGUUCAACUAAAAAAAGGCCCCAAGCAAUUAGCAGGAAUAAAGGUUGUUCAUUCAAGCUCAGACUUGCCUUCUCAGCAUCCUCUGUUUCUUUGAACUGCUCCAGGGAAUUGUCUUCUUUGUAUUUUACUCUUCUCUUCAUGUUUAAAGCUCAGGAGAACUACUGACUCCGUACUCUCAUGUAGCUUUCAAAAGCUGCCACUUUCAGAUGCUGCAAAAUCAGCUCAGGAAUACUUUUAUGUCAGGAGCCUUGAAUCAGCCCAAUACUAUUUCACUAAGCACAGGGCAGGAAGCAUGGUGCUGUAUUUCUCCAUGGGACAAGCUUUGCUAUCCAUUCAACAGUCAUUCAUCUCUUCUGUGAACAUACUCAGAAUUAAAUCAUGCCAGACAGCUGUCUGUCAUGUUAGGGAGGAUAUUACAUGAUAUCUGGAAUAGGGUAACCAACCAGCUUUGCUCCUUUGUCUUUACCACUAUAGAGAAAUUGAAGGAGGAACUAUCCCCAUCUUGCAUUUACUGAAAUAACAGGAUUGCAGGGGUGGACCCUCGCAGGGAAGCUUAGACAAACUGGAUGUAAAUUCUUCCCUUCAAAUCUCAGUGGUAGGGCAUUUGCUUUGCACAUAGAUGGUCUUAAGUUCAAACCCUGCAUCUUCAGGCAGGACUGGGAGAGAUCUCCAUCUGAAAAGCUAGAGAUCAAUCAAUACACCAGCGUUUUCUCAAUCCCGUGUACCCAAAUGUUGUGGGACUACAACUCCCACCAUCCUUAGCUAACAGGUAGUCAAGGAGGAUGGGAGUUGUAGUCCAACAACAUCUGGGGACCCAAGGUUGAGAAAGGCUGCAGUGGACAAUACUGAGCUAGAUGGAGCAAUGGUCUGACUCAGUAGAAGACAGCUUACUAUGUUCCCCAAACUGAUCUAGAGCCCCACUGGUGGGGGGAAUUCUCAGAUGAAGAGGGGACUUCUAUUUCUGAAAACCUUUAAAACACACAUACAUACACAAACACAACUCUUUGCUUAUAAAGGGCUGCUUUGCCUCUGAAAGUUGGGCUAUAUUUGCAUCUGUAUCCAUAAAUUAGCAUAUGCAAAUUUUAUGCAGAUUUCUGUCAUGGGCCUCCCUGAACAUGAACAAAAUGUACAAAACCCCAUUUAAAUAAAAUAAAUAAACCAGGAUGGGGAAGACAAACUGGCUUUAUCCUCUUUUUUCCUACAACUGUUGCCCUAUAGUUGUGUGUGUGUGUUAAACCCAACCAGUCACUUUCUAUCACUCAGGAUGCUUCCAGAUGGGAUGAAUUGUGGGAUGAAUGCUUCUCAUGCAUGCAGGGGUUUUUUUGGGGGGGGGGGGUUUGUAGCAUCUGCACAAUGUUGUUCUUAUCAAAAUGCAAGCCCAUAUCUCCCACCCCCACAUUUUUUGGAUUUUCCCUUUCUGGGAAAAAUUCAAAACUGUUGGCAAUGUUCCUUUUCUGAUAUCUCAAAGAUCUGUUUACAGCAUUAAAUUUCUGUCUGAAAACACUCCAAUUACGAUACUUUUAAAUGGAGUUUAUACUUGCUCUCCUGUGUGCAUGAUGAUAUACUUAGUGUCAGCUCCUCUUGCAUUGGUGUGUCUAUCUGCACAGCCAGUCUGAGUCAAUUUUGUGAUGUCUAGAAGUGUGUUAAAAGGAAGGAAGGAUUCAGGGGCCCCUGAUUAGGCUUUUGGCUAUGCAAUAUUGAAUGCUAUCUGUUAACUCUGUUCUAUCCUGUUUCGCCUUUGUUAUUGUUAUUCUUUAAACCAAUUCACAAACCAAGAACAUAUACAUUGACCACUAAUAAUGAACCGUAUGUUGCAGACAUUACUGCAGAUAUAUUAUUCUGUUUUUUUGUGAUAUACAAAUGACACGUGAAGACUUGGUCUAUUUUGUAUCAUUUAUGAUCCUUGUUUAUAAAAACUCAAUAAAAAGUUAUGUUUAAAAAAGAAGAAGGUAGGAUUCAGGCAGGGGUGGAUGACGAUUUGGAGAUCUUGCGUGCGCUUUUGCUUUUCACUCCUUCAGAAAGUGGUGGACUCUCCUUCCUUGGAAGUUGUUCAGCAGAGGUUGAAUGGCCAUGUGACAUAGAUACUUUAGUUGAGAUUCCUGCAUGGCAGGGGGUUGGACUAGAUGACCCUCAGGAACCCCUUCCAACUCUACAAUUCUAUGAUUGUCUGAUUCCAUCACUCCUAAUGGGGCUGCCAGUUUCCACCCUGCACAGCUGUUGCAAAGUCAGGCAAUUGUUCCUGCAGCUGCCAUGUAUGGUUACAAAACUCAGACCAACCAAAGUAAUAAAUAGUGAGAGCUUUUUGGCAGCAGAAGACCUAGAAGUUGACAGGAUUCUGCAUGAAUUGGUAGGCAGCUGCAUCAGCUAGACAGGAGACAAAGCGGCCCUGUGUGCUGUACGCAAAGCAUGUCUGGCUGUUGUUAGGAAGCCGGCUGUCAGGAGAGAGAGCAGGAUUCAUGCUCGUGCCAGUCUUUCUCCCAUGCAGGUGAGUGGAAAUAUGGAGAGCUGAAUUUUCGUGGAAACGGUCCGUCCCAGACAUCAGGAUAUUCUUCAUUUUGGAUAAUCUGCCUGUUGCUCAGUUCUGACAACUGAACAACACAAACAUUUAUAAAGUGCCUGGUGCUGUUCAAACAGACUGUUAGUGUGCCUACAACUGAUGCUUAUUUAAAUUAUUAGCAAUUGGGACCUAACCCCCAAAAAUCCAAAAAUUCUGUUCCUCACUUGCAAGACUAAGCAUAUGUUAAGAAAGAGAUUUGAUGACUGGUUUCUUUUAGAACAUAGUAUCAUUUCUAAAGGGACGCGGGUGGCGCUGUGGGUAAAACCUCAGUGCCUAGGACUUGCCGAUCAUAUGGUCGGCGGUUCCAAUCCCUGCGGCGGGGUGAGCUCCCGUCUUUCGGUCCCAGCUCCUGCCCACCUAGCAGUUCGAAAGCACCCUUAAGUGCAAGCAGAUAAAUAGGUACCGCUUUAUAGCGGGAAGGUAAACGGCGUUUCCGUGUGCUGCGCUGGUGCUGGCUCGCCAGAGCAGCUUCGUCACACUGGCCAUGUGACCCGGAAGUGUCUCCGGACAGCGCUGGCCCCCGGCCUCUUAAGUGAGAUGGGCGCACAACCCUAGAGUUGGACACGACUGGCCCGUACGGGCAGGGGUACCUUUACCUUUUAUCAUUUCUAAGCUGAAACUAUUUAUUUUCUUUAUAAAACAUUCUCUUUGAAAUGUAUGUUUCUCCCUGUUACCCAAAUCUUUGAUUUGGAGAAAGGCAGUGGUUUUUUUAUCUUUUAAAAAAAUGUUUAGGGGUACUUUCAUUUUGACUCAAGAAAAUCACCAUUUUAUAGUUCAAAUCAGGAAAAAUAAAUACAGUAAAUGGACAAAAGUACAAAGAUUCACAAAAUGUUUAGGGGUAUGUGUAUCCCUGCAUCCCCCCAGAAAAAAAAGCACCAGAGAAAGGGCUAUAAAAAUCACCAUGUCAGGAAUUGCUGCAAGGGCAAGGGUGGUACAAACCCCCAGAAACUUGUUUACAACCCCCAGCCUGCAUGAAUGCAUGUCAAUUGGUGGGAGAAUGUGGAAUGAAAGUUUUUGGCCUCUGUAUGGAGUUGUUGGGAUCCAUGUUGUCUUGGGAGACAAUGGAGGAGACUCCUGAUAAUAGUGGCCUGAAGGCCCCUCUUCACUACCCCAGGAGAGAGCUGGGGUGGUUGGUUCCCUGGAUGUCUUGAAUCCAAACUAUGAGAGAUAGAUGCAUCUGGAGCAUGUGGAAGUUUUGCAUACUACUUUUUAUUUCUGUGUUGGGCAUUAUUCUCUCUCCCCAGUUUAGUUUCAAGCUGUCAGAUUAGGUUGGUUUGUUCAUAUUGUUUCAAACAAACUUGUACAGAUUUUUUUUUUUGUAUUUAUUUAGUGAUGGUAUUAUUUCGUGUGUGUGUGUGUGUGUGUGUGUGUGUGUUAUAUUUAAUUAUUCACUUGAUACAUUGCAAGCCACUUGUGGCACAGUUUUGUGGGAAAGUAUCGAUAGAUGAGGCUGAUCAUGAAAAUCUUGCAGUAUGGAAGCCUCUGUUCAGCAUUUCAGCUGCCCCAUUUCACCCCCACCCAGUGGCGUAGCGUUGGUUGUCAGCACCCGGGGCAAGGCAAGUAAUUUGCGCCCCCUAACCCGUGGAUUUGCGCCUCCUAACCCGUGGAUUUGUGCCCCCUAACCCUAACCCCCAGAUGUUGCGCCCGGUGCGGCCGCCCCCCUGCACCCCCCACGCUACGCCACUGCCCCCACCCCCCGUUUUCUGCCCCCUCCAACAGUCAGCCAAGAUUCUCAAUGGACUGUUAUGAGGGCCUCCCACUUUACGGAUUUCCACCCCCAAAAUAUUUUUGCACUUCUGUAAGCUUCAAGAUUCCUCCAAGUCUCCUUCCCUCUUGUGUACUGGCAUGUGGGGUGCCUUUUGGACUACAUAGCAAGAUAAUAUCUGCUUAUGUGAACUCCAGCCCUAGUGGAACAUGAAGUUACUGAUUUCCAAAUGGUGCCACUUGCUAAAAGCCUUUAUUGUUGCUCAGUGGCUACUGGGGAACUUGGAUAAAUCAAGUGGAUUAUGUGUACAUGAUGCUGCGCUUUGAGACUGGCUGCCAGCAGAGAGAUACGUAUUGCGGGUUCCUCCUCAUAAUAGUUCAGAUGAACUGCGGUUCUCUGAUUAAUAAUGUAAAUAUUACAAAACUCCAAUAAGUCUCCAGUGACCAAGAGAAACUAAAUCUGAUCAUGCAUUGUCUUCCUGGAACUUCUCAUUGCUCUGGGAAGUGGAGUGAGUGUUGCACGAUAGAUUCUAAGCAUUGUUAUACACUCCUCACUUUCCCUGAGUGGUGGUAAGUCCCAGGAAUAGCAUUUCUGAGUCAUUUCCUUUGGCUGAGAAUGUACCGGAGAUUCGUGGUGCCUUGGUAAUAUCUCUUUGUUUACAAAUAAGCCAGCAGAGAUAUUGCUAGCAAGCAGACAACACAAGUGCUAAUCUCACACAAGCUCCCAAUGAAGCUACAGCUGUACCUCUGCUUCAGCCAACUGCAACUAGGACUAUAGCAAGCUGCUGUAUAUCAGGGUCAGUUUAGCUAUUUAGCCUAGUACUGUCAACUCUGACUAGCAGUGACUCUCCAGGUCUCAAACAGAGAGGGCUUUCUCAUCACCUGUUGUGGGGCCUUCAAAAUGAUAGGAUGUGUUCUGCCACUGAACAAUAAUCACUUGCCAGAGUUUCAUCUUUCUGUCUCUGUGGCAAUUCUGAUGCUUCCACUCCAAAUGUCCUCCAGCUGCCUGCCAAGGCCCCACAACGCAGUUGCUCCCUAUGUAAUGAGCAACCUUACAAGACAGCAGCAUAUAGAUUUUGAGUUCAAAUAGGCCACAACUUCAUUGGUUACAGAUGUGAAAGGUUUGGCAUUGGGUGAAGCCAUUUCUUUAAAUCCAGCCCAUCUGCUGUGAGUGUAUCUAAGGGUAAAUCACAACAUGGGGGAGGCCCUAUGACCUACAUCAAAUAGGGGUACCCCUGGGGGGUCCCCUCUGAAGGAGUUCUAUGGCCCUAUCCCCCAUCUGGACAUCGGGCAGAAGCAACUCUUCAUUGAUCCCCUUAACAGAAUACCCUUAACCAAGGAGGGGCAGGCAGAGGCUACAACAUCACCUCCAGACCAGACUAAGGCUUACCCAGUGCCUAACCUCACAAAGUUGUGACAAUUACUAUGAGGUAGGUGAAAACCAAGCGGCCAAUGCCAAUUGGCCAAGUGGAAAAAUUCCUGCCCAUCCCUGAAUAAUGGCAACUGAUAUAGAAGAGCCUGUGAAAAGAUUGUGGAGGAAUGCUGGCCUGGCCACAAUUUCUUCCCUAUGGGGUGGGCCCAAGCGACGCCCAUUGGCUGGUUGGACCCUCCCCCUGAAGAAUCCCCAGACCCAGGCUUGUCUACCAUUGGCCAAUCUGCAGGCGGGCCUGCAAUCUUCCCCAGCUGGCCAUCAGAGCACUGAUGUUAAAGGAAAGCAGAAUGUCCUUAUUACUGCAUAUUCAUUUGUGCUCAUGAUUGGGGUGGUCAUGGGAGAUUCCUCUGUCAAUACGAUUUGCCCUGAAGAAGUUUUGAGGCAGUCAUACUGCUUCUAAACAGCACACAAAGGUCCUGCUAAAAUCCUGUAACUUUUCAUGCCACAAAUGCUCUGGGUUUUUUUAUUGUCCUGCUUUUGUUGUGUUAGACUCCCUCUAGACAGUAAUAAUGUAGAAGCAUUGGAGAAGAAUCAAAGAACGGUUAAUAAAGCAAAAUAAAUUUACCACCAAUGCACUAUUACUGGGUCAAGAACAUGUUUCAGAAUACACCUGCAAUAUAACAACAGUCGGGAGAGGUCCUUUGUCAAGAUUUUUUGCAAACUCGUGUACAAGCAGAAGCACUUCUUUUCUUGUUUAUGUUGAUUUAUCACAAUGCAUCAAACAGCCCUUCUGUGAGUGGAAGGUGCUUUCUGCAUGCAAAAGGGUAUCUUUGGUGCCAACCCACAACCAAUGUGAUAUUUUCCCUCUAUAAAAUGAGAACAAUAACCUGCACCACAAGAUUGUGGUGAGGGCUUGCACGAUAACUGAGGAUGAUCUAGCAAAAGUUAAGCACCUUGCGGUCCCACUGAGAAUGAAGAUUUUGCUUAAAUCAUUCCCAUGGACAACCAGAUGGUUGCAGAGUGUUAACUCUAGCUGAAUCAUGCCCAGAAUUUGUAAAGCACUUUUCACAUCAAAAGUGCUAUAGAAAUAGCAAGGACUAACUAACUAACUAACUAACUAACUAGACAAAUGUUCAAGUGCUAUUUGUGUGUGCUAAUUUUGGUUGGAAGUGCUCGUAUUGAUGGUAAAGACAAGGCUUUUAACUACAGAUCUGAUUUUCCUUUCUGUUGUUUUUUUUUUUUUUUUUAAUAAUAUUUAUUGGUUUUACAAAAACAAAUUCCAAAAGAUGUGGAAAAAUACAAAAAUUCGACAAACAGAAAACAACAAUAACCAUAACAAAAAGCAAACAUAGAUAACAAUAUCCCUGACACAAAAAGGAAAAGGAAAAAAAGGAAAAAAAGAAAAAAAGAAAAAAAGACAGAAAAAUUUAAAAAGUAAUAUACUUUCAUUUAACCUUCUUAUCAUUACCUAUUUCUUUGACUUCCCCACAUCUCCCCGCUUGUAUUUCCAUUUAAAAACUCCUUUCAGCAAAUCCUUACCCUCCUUUCUUUAUCUUAACUCAAAGUUAAUCUAUUUAUAUAUAAAUAUUACAGCUUUAUCCAUCAAAUAUUCCAUGCUCUUAAUCACAAGACUUUUGCCAAUACCAGUUGUUUUCAAUCAGACCUCAAUUUAACAUUCAUUAAUUUUAUAGUAUUUCUGUAGAUAGUCUUUAAAUUUCUUCCAGUCUUCUUCCACCGACUCUUCUCCCUGGUCACGGAUUCUGCCAGUCAUCUCAGCCAAUUCCAUAUAUUCAGUUACCUUCGUCUGCCAUUCUUCCAGAGUGGGUAAAUCUUGUGUCUUCCAAUACUUUGCGAUGAGUAUUCUUGCUGCUGUUGUUGCGUACAUGAAGAAAGUUCUGUCCUUUUUUAACACCAAUUGGCCGACUAUGCCCAGGAGAAAGGCCUCUGGUUUCUUAGGGAAGGUAUAUUUGAAUACCUUUUUUAAUUCAUUAUAUAUCAUUUCCCAGAAAGCCUUAAUCUUUGGGCACGUCCACCAAAGGUGAAAGAAUGUACCCUGAUUUUCCUUUCUGGCAGCAGUGUGGAAUAGAAAGGAUUUGGUAAGAAUUUUGCUCUUGUCCUUCCUCCACAUCUUGUUUCCCAACCUUUUCCUCCGUUCCAUUGUCUGGACCUGACAAUCCUUGGUUUCUUCUGUAUUGUCUGUUCUUAAAAAAAAUAAAAUAAAAAUCCUGGCAGGAGAAUCUGAUCUUUUUAGCUUGUGCUGAUGCUUCUUUGCUCCUGAAUAAAUAUUCCCUUUUGUGUCCUUGCAGGUGGAUGAAAAGAGAACGGUGGAGAGGAGGUUGUCAGAGGGUGACAAACAUUCAGAGAAUGUGCUUGUCAGAAAGGUGAGAGCAGUCUUUAAUGACAAUUUCUGUGAACAGGGAGCAGGGUUGACUGGCUUAAUUAACUAACCAUCAGCAUUUGACAACAGAAAACUCCAAUUCACAAGUCAAUUCUGACUAAAUGCACAAGAAGAUUCUGACUAAACCUAAGGAAGGACUUUCUGACAGUAAGAGCAGUUUGACAGGGGAACAGACUACCUUGGGAGGCAGUGAACUUGCCUUUAUUGUUGGUUUGCUUUUUAAAAAACAUUUUGAGGUUUGUCUCAGGUGCCAAAAUGUCUUGGGCCGGCCCUGACAGUGGCUAGCUACAGCAUGCACAGCUGAACUACUUAAAUGAACCAGUUGGCUUUGUGCCCUGAUUUGCCACGGAGAGCAUCCUAGUGCUCAUGCGUUGGCCGCAGUAUUACCACCAGUACUGCAUGGACAGUGACAGCAGUGAAUGUAGGAGGAGACGGAACUACAGGAAAUUCUGCUUAAGGUCUUUAGAAGGAUUCUUCCCUAUCAGCGAAUAAGGCAAUUUUGCUUGCCACUAUGUUUAUCUCACACUGAGGUGACUUGUGGGCACAAGACAGGUGACCUCAUUGUAAACAGAGAUGUGUCAGUUACAGGUAGGUAGCUGUGUUGGUCUGCCGUAGUCGAAACAAAAUAAAAAAAUUCCGUCCAGUAGCACCUUAGAGAUCAACUAAGUUUGUUAUUGGUAUGAGCUUUCGUGUGCAUGCACACUUCUUCAGAUGCUAAAGGGGUAAAAGCAAGCACCUGAUGCACCGUUAAUCGAUGGUUUGGUCCAGCCAAUCCGUUUCCAGUACAGUGGUACCUCGGGUUACAUACGCUUCAGGUUACAGACUCCACUAAUCCAGAAAUAUUACCUCAGGAUGAGAACAGAAAUCAUGCUCCGGCAGUGCCGCGGCAGCAGGAGGCCCCAUUAGCUAAAGUGGUGCUUCAGGUUAAGAACAGUUCCAGGUUAAGAACGGACCUGCGGAACGAAUUAAGUACGUAACCAGAGGUACCACUGCAUGGUGCAAUGCUAAGUAAUGCCGUUUUGUGGAAUGCCAUCAUAGUGCUGUUCAGCACACAGGCCACCAGAGGGUGCCAGAAGCACAGCACGGCUUUAGCCAUCCUCACCUGAGUAUAUUACAUUUUCAAACAGCAAAGGAAUAGGAGGGGGAACUUGCUUGCCAAGUCCAGUGCUUUAAUUUGACAAGGACUGCAGGCAAGGUGCGGGAGGGACCUGCUUUACUUGGAGUGCAAAACGAAGCCAUGGUGCUUUGCUUGAGGCUGAAAAGGUUUGUGGCAGGAAAAUGCUCAGGCUGGGCAUGCGACGCCUGUUCUGUUCCUGCGCCAUCCUUGUACCACCGUGCAAAUUCUUUCACUGCUCCAUCAAGCCGUAUGACUAAGACCUGUCACACGCGAUUCAUUCUUGCAGCUGUAGUAAGCUCUUUGGGAAGGAGGGGUGUUGAUCCAGAGGCUGCUAACUGCCGGCGUUAACAACGAAAAACACGUCAGUCUCAGAUUGCAAGGGGCUGACUCUUUUUUUGCAGUAGAUUUGGCCCUGCUCACUGUUCAGCACAGACCCAGAAGGAAGCCUUGGCUCCCUUGAGCCGACGAAUGCUCGUAAUUAACGGAGCACAAAUUGAAUAAGCCUCCCUUUCCCGGUGAAGUGAUUCAUUAGCCUGAGCUCCAGCUGCAGCCCAGGGAGCACGGUGAUCUGAUCUGAUCUGUGUCACUCCCUUAUGGCCCAAGAAGCACAGCUGUGGCCAAGCUGAGCUGAGGCCCUGGUCAGCGUGGUAAACAGCUCCCUGCCCUGGCCCUGAGCUGGUUCCCAACAGUGAAUAUCUGCUGCUCACUUCCUUAAUACAAAGUGCAGUCAUCCUUGGAAAAGCUGGGUUGCUCCUUACAUCUCAUAUUGCCCAGAAGAUACAUGAUUCAGCAGGCAAAUCUGUAAACAUGAGCUGCCUCCCCCACCCACUUCAAGCCACACUUUCAGUUCGAGUUGGCUAUAUUCUACAAAGCAGUUCAUCAUCCCUUCUGAUGGCAGUUCCACCCCUCAUUUAGACUGAGGGGGUGUUGAUAUUUGGGAAUCUAUCACUCUUUUUUGAGCUAUUAAAAAUAAGCAUAUUCUGGCUAAAUCCAGAGUCUCUCACUUGAGCUCAUAAGUCAACAAACAGUGGACACCAGCUGGGAUUCUUGCUGAUCGAUUUGCCAGGUUUGGAAUAUUCAUUCCAAUUCCCCUACACAGUAAUCUCCUAGAUGUCCUGGAUACAACCCCCCCCCUCCGAAUCAUAGAUUUCAUUCACCUGCUAUUCUAGUGAUCCAACAGGCUCUCUGAUAUAGAAAUAUAUCUCUUAUUUCUCAUUUCCUCUUCCCAAGCAUCAAACUCCUGAGUCUGGCAGGUGAGGCGCAAGUAUGGUCAUGGGAAGCAAUUUUGGGGAGGCCAGAAACAGAAGUGGCUGGAGGGUGUCCUGAGCCUCUGGGGUGCUUUUCUAUUGCUCACAGCAGAGAUCCUAACUUCUUGCUUCUCCACCCACAUGUGGGAUGGGCUUGUCAGGCCCCUAAAUUCCCUUUGGUGGAGAAGUAAAGUGUUGCUGUUCUUUCUCUCCUUUGCCCACCCACAUAGGUGUGUCUCCUUGGCAACAGGUUCCUCAGCCUCUAAUUUUCCUCAGUUCUAUUUUGAUCUGCAAUGAAAUGCCAAGGGUGUUAAUUCUUGAUCAGGGUGUGUGCGUGCGUGUGGCCGUCUUUGAAGGGGAGAAAUAUGGAAUAUGGAUUUAUCCGCAGACAAUGAACGUCACAGGAUGUGUAUAUUCAGCAAUAUGCUCUGGGGCCUCCCUUCAGUUCAGAGAGCUGCUGGUUGGCUCCCACAUCUGGUGGGCUACACUAAACUCUUGCUGUGUUGAUGGCUUUCUUUCAAAUUCAUUCCUUCUUGUUCUGAGCAGCCACUUUUCGUUAAGGUCUUAAGCAUUCAAGCAAGACCAGCAUUCAGCUGCUACAACGCCGAAUGGAACAAUAAAUCAUGAGGCCUCAGGCAGCGCAAGCAAACAAAUUUCCUGCUCAAAGUACAUUGUUCUGACUUGUAUACUGGAGGCUCAUUAUGCAGCAUGCUCUGAGCUCCCUGUCCUUCUGGGACCAACUAUACAGGUACAAACAUUUAUACGUAGUGCAGCACUAUAGCACUUUUCCCCAACAUAGUGGACGCCAGAUAUUUUGGACCACAAUCCCCUUCAACCCACAUCAACAUGGCAAUGCUGGCUGGGGCUGAUGGUAAUUGUGGUGCAAAAUACAGUGGUACCUCAGGUUACAGAUGCUUCAGGUUACAGACUCCGCUAAUCUAGAAAUAGUACCUUGGGUUAAGAACUUUGCUUCAGGAUGAGAACUGAAAUUGUGUGGUGGUGGCGCGGUGGCAGCAGGAGGCCCCAUUAGCUAAAGUGGUACCUCAGGUUAAGAACAGUUUCAGGUUAAGAACAGACCUCCAGAACGAAUUAGGUUCUUAACCUGAGGUACCACUGUAUCUGGAGGGCACUAGGUUGACAAAGGCUGCUUUAUAGUGUGGCAUAGUGGCUAGUUCAUGAGGUGUUAACUAGGAACGCCCAGUCUCAGCUGUCAUCUCACUAGGCGGCCAGAGUUGGGCCACUCUCCCUCAAUCUCACCAUCCCAUCUGCGGUAUGAGAUAAAUAGUGGCCUGUCUAACCAUAGGACUGUCCUUUUCUUUAGGUAGAGGUGACUGUCUCAGGCAGCUGAUUUGGGUCAUGAAAAGGCAGCCAGCUGUUUGUUAUUUAUUUUACAUUAUUGUAUUUUUCCUGCAAGAGAGAAGGAGAGAGAGGGGGGGGGGGUUGCCACAAGGUCCAAAAGAAGGUGUUCAGCCUUGGGUACCAGGCCCCUUGAUUUGAGGAGGGCACCAUUUACUGCUCCAGCUCAGGUAGUGAGCAUCUGUUUUAACAAAUCUUGCGAACAAUGAGCUGUGCGAGCCAUUUGUGUAACUGUGUGUGCCAAAUGAGCAGUUAGCCAUUUGCAUUUGCCACCUCAGGAGUGUGCGGUGUCAACUGUUCAUUAAUCGGCAUUAGGUGCCUGUGCAGAAUUAUCUGUUCUGACAAAGUAUUUUGUCAGGUGUUGAAUCCUGGAGUGCUUCUUGGAAGAGCAUCAACACAAAUGUGUGCAUGGGUCGUUUGGAAGCCCACACAGAGGAGAUAGUUCCUUUGUUCCUUAGGGUCCCCAGACAUUGACACCUAGAUGCCUCCAUUGCAGAGCAUCCUUUGACUUUCUGCAGCUCAGGAGGAUAUAGGAAAUACAGAGCAUUUAAGCUACCCAAGACUCUCAGAUUACUCAAGCAGGGGAUUUUGAGUUGGGUGACAUGCAACAAUAUAUUCCUAGCCACAAUCUCCAAAUGAUACAAGUUUCCAGGGGUUCCAGGUACUUACCCAGGGUUUGUGUUUCCUUUGGAAUGAGGCACAGCAGAGACUGUGGUGUCUUUAGGUUAUAUGGCUUAAUUACACAUAAUAUACAACCUGAGCCUAUGAUGGAGGGGUUGACUUAGGCUUUGUCUUUCAAACUAUUAAAGAGCUGAAGGAGGGGCCCCACCCAUUUGCUGUCUGGCACAGAGCCCCUUUUCCUUUGUUCUCUUAAUAGCCCAUCUCCCAGGUAAUUACCUCAUGAGGAAGCUAGCCUGUUUUAUAUUUUAACACUUGCUGAUUUAAGGGAUUAAAGGAUUCUGGCACCACAAACUCAUAACAAUGUAAAGAGGAAAGAGGGCAGGCCAAUACAUUGUUUUUCUUUUUGGUCGGCCAUUUAUAAUUAGUGUUUUAUUCUUCCUUUUACAAUGUUCCGCUAUACUAUUUUUCUUACUUUGUUGCAUUUUAGUUAUUUGAUUGUUUUAGGGUUUGUUUAUUUUUAGUUUUGUAAACCAUUGUAAUAUCUCCAUGAAUUGUGGUAUAUAAAUACUUUAAACAAACAAACAAACAAACAAACAAACACACACACACACAAAUAAUAAGCUAAGUAGUAUUUUUUACUUGUUUUUUAAAGCAUAAUUAUACUGCCUUUUAACUAUACAUUCUUUGAGGUGGCAAAGCAGGUGGUGCUGUGGUCUAAACCACUGAGCCUUUGGUGAUCGGAAGGUCGGCAGUUCGAAUAUGUGCAACGGAGUGAGCUCCCAUUGCUCUGUCCCAGCUCCUGCCAACCUAGCAGUUCAAAAGCACACCAGUGCAAAGAGAUAAAUAGGUACCACUGUGGUUGGAAGGCAAACAUCAUUUCCGUGUGCUCUGGCUUUCAUUAUAAUGUCCAGUUGCUCCAGAAGCGGUUCAGUCAUGCUGGCCACAUGACCCGGAAAGCUGUCUGUGGACAAACGCCAGCUUCUUCAGCCUGAAAAGCAAGAUGAGCACCGCACCACAUAGUCACCUUUGAUUGGACUUAAUAAAGAGGUCACCUUUGAGAUGGCUUAAAAUAUUAAUAACCAAUAGGCUCAGUUUGCAUUAAAAUCCAAUUAAAACAUCACAAAACAGUGAGAUAUGUAAGCAAAACAACAAAAAUAGCAGCAGAUAAAAAUAGCUUCCCAAACUGGAGCAGGAGCUGAGAAAUGGAACCGCAAGAGAAUAGCAGCUCAGCCAUUCAAUACGUAGGUGUAAAAAAACUGCCUUCAUUUAGUCCCUAAAAGCCAAUGAUGACUUAGCACCUUAUGAUUCCAUUGGGGGGAGGCUUCUGUAAAUUGGACACCACUACAGAGAUGACUUUCUUCCCUGUCAGCACCUACCUUAUUUCUGCAGGUGAGGGUGCCUGGAGCAGGACUUCCAAAAAAGACAGCUUCACAGGGUCAAGCAGCACAAAAAACCCCCAAUGAUCUUUAUAAAAGCCCCUCCAGACAUCGUUUUCAUUCUGUGUUCAUGAUUAUGGUGCUAUUGGAAGUGGCCAUCACAAUCCAGCUUUCAACGCUAGUUGCACCUGCAAGCAUUUCAGGGUGGCCAGACUGCUUCGUUACUAAUUGGUGUAUAUCCUGUAGCCUGAAAUCCCAUAACUUUUCACAUCACAAAUGUUCUGGGUUGUUGUUUUUUUAUUGUCCUUCUUCUUGUUGCACCUGAGUCCUCUGGGCAGCAAUAAUGUGGGGACACUAGGAAAGCAGCCCAGAGCAACUAAUAAAGCAGAAUAAAUCCACCACUAAGGCAAUUCUUAUUAUGGCAAAAACAUGCUGUGGAAUAUGCCCACAAUAAGACACUUUGCUUGCGACACCACUUUUGAGAGCUGAUCAAACUAGGCCCAAAUAGUAUCGAAGCUUCCUGACUGGCAAGCAUGAUGGUGAAGUGAAACUUGGGCAAGCCUAGACACACCUACUUCCUCCUUCGCAUUACUUCCCCUUUCACUACCCUUUCUGAAGUCAGAAUAGCUGCAUCCAAGUGCUGAAGGAGCUGAGUUGUCGCUGAGAAGCCCUUCAAGCAGCCACCCAUUAUACGAAUUGGAUUGGCCAUAAUGCAAGGAGGUGAGAUGGUCAGCCAAAGGACCAGCAGAUCGAAACAGCCUGAGAGAUUCAUAAUUGCUGCAGUGAUCAUCAACUUGAACUCUGGAUGCCCAGGAAGUCUUCCCACAUUAAUCACAUAUUGUUUUGUUUGAAUUAGGAGAGAGGAAAAUCUCCCCAGAAGAGCCCAGGGGAUAAGGGCUCUACCCUGACUGGGAGAGAGCGGUCGGAAUACAUGCGGUGGAAGAAGGAACGGGAUCAGAUUGACCUGGAGCGACUGGCACGCCACAAGAACGCAAGGGGGGAAUGGCGGCGGGCUUGGGACACAGAAAAAUCAGAGCACAUGUAAGUUGUCUCCCAGUCAACACACACUCUGCAGGCUGUAGGCCAGGCGUGGCCAAACUUGGCCCUCCAGCUGUUUGGGGACUACAAUUCCCAUCAUCCCUGACCACUGGUCCUGUUAGUUAGGGAUGAUGGGAGUUGUAGUCCCAAAACAGCUGGAGGGCCAAGUUUAGCCAUGCCUGCUGUAGGUCAUCUUUUACCAACCCAGUGCCCUCCAGAUGUUUCGGACCCGGGCUUUUUCAGCCACAACUCACCAGAGCUCAGUUCUGGCACCUCUCAGGUGCCAUUGCCAUUCAAAGAGAACAAGGGAAGUGUUCAUGGUGAGUUCCGGUAUCUAUUUUAUAAAAAAAACAAAAACAGUUUUAGACUACAACUCCCAUCAGCCUCCCUGUGCUUGCGCUUGAUGGGGCUGGUGGGAAUUGCAGUCCAAAACAUCUAGAGGGUACCAGGCUGGCCAAGGCAGAUUGUAUCCUGCAAAGAGGUCAGUGAUAGGAAAAAUAUCCUGGUGGGAGCUAGACAGCUGAUGGGAAGUAAUAUGCUUCAUGCUACUCUUGGGGCUUUGUGGACUUUAUGGGGCUUGUGAUUGCUAGAGAAAAAGGGUAGUAUAUCAAUGUCUCUGCCUAAAUAGAUGGCUCAGAGUCAACUACCCACAGAGGAUCCAUUAUAAGAUGGACUCUCCUUCCUUGGAGGUUUUUAACCAGAGGUUGGAUGGCUGUAUGCCAUGGAUGCGUUAGUUGGGAUUCCUGCAUUGCCAGGGUUGGACUAGAUGACCAUUGGGGUCCCUUUCAGUGCUAAAAUUCUAUAAUUCUAUGAACAUCAGGGCAUGUGCAAGUUAAGGAGAAGAAGGCAACUCAUGUUGAUAAGAAAAGGGCCCCUUGUAAAGGAGGACAUCACAAUUUAUAUUCAUUUAACUAAAAGCCAGUCUAAUUUAUUAGUGAAUGCCCUCCAUACAGCCCACAGGGAUUCUGAAGGGAGAUACUGGUUAUUUUGUAUUUUAAUACUGACCUAAAAACACAGAAUUUGCAGCCAGCCACUUGGCAAAACUGUUUGGCAGCAGUUUUCAGGGCAGGCAAAAGCAAGGACUGUUUCAUAACAAGGGGUAGGUUCACACAGUCAUUGUUAAUGUGUUAAAUUUAACAUGACCUUUUGGGAAGAUUCUUCUCUGCCCCAGCUUCAGACCUGAACUAUUCUUCUUUCAUUUGCAGGUUUGAUGAUACUAAAGAUGGAGAGCCAGCUUUGGAUUGUGUCCACAACAAGAAAGGUGAGCAAAGGACUGGACAUGUUUACCAGCAACUGCUUUUCUGACUGCUUUUAACUGUUCUAGAAUUGCUUUCCUUUUCCUUUUUGUGCUUAAAUUGUGGAUCUGUUGGCCUCCGCUCCCCAGACUCCUUCACGAGGAAGGACAAAAUAGACAUUCAAUAAGUGAAUAAAUAAGUUGAUGUCAGGUUCAAAAAAAUGCAACUCUUGGAUAUCUUGUUUGCUUUGUCUCAGAUAUCCAGGCCUCUGCCAAUGUGGCUCCAAGUCUCAAGGCUACUUCUUUCAUACCUUUUUAAAGUCAUGCCUUUGUCAGAAGCUGCUGGGCCCUUGUCACUCCCAUCCCAGUUUUUCAUGUCUUCAUUUUGAGGUGUGACUCACAGUAGUAGUUUUAUGUUGUUGAAGUGGAUGGUGGAAGACACCCCUAAACCCGGUGUGCAAACUUUCAAGAGCAGUUGCCAAGCCAAUCCUGUUUCUGUGUGGCUCUCUAGGUGGGGAAAAAAGCAUGUGUGUGGGAAUAGCAAUGUUAAGCAGUGUGUCCAGUGUUUUGGAACGGGGGUUGGGGUUGGGGAAUCAUGGGCAACUCUCAAAGAUUCUUGCACUGUGUUCUUUCUUUACUCAUGUGAGUUCUUUAUUUCUGUACCGGUUGGGGAUAUGAGACAGUUCCAGCGUUAAAGUGCAAAUAAAACAAUAAUUUUUGUUCUGCACCAUAAAGAAAAAGUCAGAGCACAGCUUGCUUCUUAGGGCUCUCAUGUGUGCUGCACGGUAUUCUCUUGAGAUGUUCCCUAGAACUCCAUCCCUGAACUCUGCAUUCACCAGAAGGGACACUCCAAUUGCCUAUAUUGACUAGGUCAAAAUCCACUGUCUGCCUUUGUAAUAUAAUGAACCAUAGACUGACUAUUGUGAAAAUUGGAAAGUUUCUAUCUUGGGGGUGGGGGUUAGAAAAGAGACAGAAGACAAUGUGCAAUGCCUCUAAGUGAGGCAGAUAGAAAUCAAAUUCCAUGUUCCGAUUCACAAAACAAAAGAUAUUUGGAAGCAACUUUCCAAUAAAUGUUGAAGAUUUUAACCUGCACAUAGAUUUCUAAAAAAAAUUUCCCCUUUUUUUUUGCUCACCACUGUUAUACUAGCUGUUUUUUUAAUUCCCUUUUCACCAAUUUUUAUAUUAGCUGAUGAAUCACCUGAUCCUCCCUUUCCUAGAUGUGCAAACUGUUUUUACAUCAAAUUAGGCAAUCUGUGCUCUGCUGCUGCUGCUGCUGCUGCUGCUGCUGGGGGAUGGAAUUUGUUGUUACAUGAUCCUGCUCUGUUACAUGCUUUGUCCUUUCAAGGAGGAAGAAAUGCGAGGAAGUCCCAGCACCGAACCUUGCCUUCUGAAGGAAAAAGUGAGUAAGUCUCAGGAACAGGGCUGAGUUCAGUUCAGCCGUAAUGUAAAUGCUGGCUUUCUUUUCCAUGUCAGAAGUAUCACAAAAACAUUUCCUAGAUAGGAAGUUUUUGCCCCCAAGACCAUCUUGCCAUCACUCCAGGCCCAUAGUUAAUGUUCCAUUUGUAGAGGCCCUGGAUAUCAUGCAACUUUCCCUGACCUUCAGAUGCUAAUUGCAAAUAUUUAUAUGGGUUUAUGCUUCCUUCCAUUGCUAUACUGCUGCUGCUAUUUCUUGCACCUUUCUGUGACAUCACAGCUCGCUGGGAAUAUUUGGGACACUGAAGUAAAGGAGAACUGAAAUCCCCCUCCCCCAAAAGCAGAAUUCAUCGACCCUAUACUAUCUCUUUCCUUGCAAAGAGGGCACACUGCUGGCUAACAGCCAAGGACAAAGCUGACGAGAAGCAGAGCAGAAAUGCUGUAUGCUAGGAGGCAGGCUGGGAAUGGUUCCAUAUAGGACAAUCAGAGUGGGCACGUUGCAGGCGUUAUAGUUUCCAGACAUGUGAACCAAAGCUUUGCAACCAGGGAGCAUUCUGGGAAUAGUUGAAGAAGAGGACUGCACCAGGAAGUUCCAAGGACUUUGUGGCUGAAUAGCCUACAGAGAUGGCACAAGGGGUGGGGGGAGAGUGGUAUUUGGAUAACCAAAGAAGCAAGCAAGGAAAUAACUGAAUCAGGACAAAAAACACCCCCACUGUUUGAUUUUGGAAGUUUGCUUAGGCAUUUCUAGCCACCCUGCCUCCCCCUCUCCCUGCUAUGAAGAGCCAGGCAAUCUCCCACCUAUACACUGACCAGAUCCAGACCUGCUUAGCUUCAGCAAGCUUGCUGAGUGGCACACGCCUUCAGACCAAAAUCCUGAAACCCCAUGAAAGUGGACACUUUUAUCUUUCUCAGUGCAAUCCCCUCGUCCCUGGCUAACUGCAUGGGUGACAUCCAACUAAACAGGCCAGUGCAGUGACGUUCAGCUGCACAACGUAACUUCUCAACCUUCUCCUCAUCCCAUGCUCCCCCCUCAAUCUGUUCCGGAGAGUAGGGGGAACCCCUGGAAAAGAGGUGCACAGGGAGAGAAAAAGGUGGGGAGGUUACACUAGAGCAAAACGCUUUAGCUGUGCAAUGUAACUGUUUCAUUGGAUACCAUCCAAGGAUUCUGUGACACUUCUUCUUCCAGUCCUCAUGGCUGCUGGGCCCUUCUUUAGCCAUGGAUGUCAGAACUGUGGCAUAUUGUGGCCUGGUGCUGGACUGGCUAGCCUCAGCUCAUGGCAUUUUUCUUUUAGGUGGAGGUCAGCACAGAAGAAGCACCAGUGAGUCUGCUGCCAGAACAUUGCCAGUAGUGAGCAGUAAAGCCAGAGGGAAGGACAGACUAACAGGCAGAGCCAGAAGGUAAGAGAGCAGCUUUCAAUGGGACUUCACUGCCUCUGGUGGGAGGCCUGCUCAGCCUAUAUGAGCAUCUCCACUCAGGCCUUAUCCACACUUCGGGUUGCCAUAUUUCAAAAAGUAAAAACCAGGACAUCCUGAAAUUUGUUGAGCUUUUUUACGGAAACCCCCAAGUUGUUGUGCUUCUUUAAGGAAAACCCAAUUUUUCUACUGACUUGCCUAAGAUCCAGGACAAAGCACCGCCUUUCAGAACCCCCCCCCAUGUCAAUUCCACCUUUGAAAUCCUGGUAAUGUCUGGGAAAAGCAAGUCAUAUGACAGCCUUGUCCACCCUUACCUUUUGCCCCAUCCUUUCCAAGCUCAGCCCCAUGCUUCAAAGCUCCGUAUCCAAAUGUUCUUUUUCCCCACCCUGGAGUGUUCCCCACGAAAACUCGCUCUAUAAAGCAGAAGUGCAACAAAUGGCAAUUGAGGUUUUCAACAAAUUGCCAUUUGCUCCAAUUCAGUGGUUUGUUGAAAGGGAGACGUCAGUAACACAAAAUGCUAAUGGAGACUGCUACUCCCAAUUCUUAAGAAAAGUGAAGACUUCUUUACUUAUUUGACACCAGAUGUCAAAGAGAACAACAACUACCAGACUUUUAGAAGACAUCUGAAGGCAGCCCUGUUUAGGGAACCUUUAAUGUUUGAUGAAUUACUGUGUUUUAAUAUUUUGUUGAAAGCCGCUCAGAGUGGCUGGGGAAGCCCAGCCAGAUGGAUGGGGUAUAUUAUUAUUAUUAUUAUUAUUAUUAUUAUUAUUAUUAUUACAGUGCCAUCCUAACCAUGUGUAUUCUGAAGUAAGUGCUGUUGAAUUCAGUGAGGUUUACUCUUGGAAUCAAAUCUCAUCCAACUAUGUUGUACAUUUCACAAAUUAACUAAAACAAACUAUUUGCAGAACAGUGUCCCUAGUGUCAUAAUGCACAGCCCAUCUUCAUACUCACUGCCACCAUCUCCAGCUCAUGUACUGUUCGAUUAGUUGCUGAUCUCAGAGCUCUUGCCAUUCCAAAAUUUGACUUUCAAUGGACAAGCACUUUCUUCCCUUUAAAACUUACCAAUUACAGUCCCUUUCGGUGGGUAGGGGGCAGUAUCAUGAAUAAACUGUUUCAAGAAUAGAUUGUAUCACUAAGGAAAAUGCACAUGAAUACCCAAAGGCAAUGACUCCAGGAAGAUAAUUGCAACAAAUCAUAUUUCCUUUUUCCAGACUAUACUGAAAAUGAGUUCAGUUGCAUGAGUAAUUCUUUGUUAAUCUGUCCCAAAUCCGGAGUGGGGGCUAGAAUAGUGCCAAUAGGAGGUUUUUCCCCCUAGCUGCAUAAUUUUCGUCAGGAUUGUGGCUGGGUAGGAAAGUGUUAAACUUUCUUUCUCCAGUACACUACAGUACUGGAGAGCCAGUGUGGUGUAGUGGUUAAGAGCGGUGGACUUGUAAUCUGGUGAACCGGGUUUGCGUCUCCGCUCCUCCACAUGCAGCUGCUGGGUGACCUUGGGCUAGUCACAUUUCUCUGAAGCCUCUCAGCCCCACUCACCUCACAGAGUGUUUGUUGUGGGGGAGGAAGGGAAAGGAGAAUGUUAGCCGCUUUGAGACUCCUUUGGGUAGUGAUAAAGCAGGAUAUCAAAUCCAAACUCUUCUACUGUGAUCUUAGUGAAAAUCCUCCUGCACCUGUAAUUAAAUAAAGCCUCCUGCCCUGCCCCCUUGCCCCACCCCACAAACAUAUCCUUAGUCAAGGAGUGCUAAGACAAGAAGCUAGAAUUUGACUUACUCUUUUUGGAAUUUUCUAGCUAUUAGACCACACUAUUGAUAGAAGCAGUUUCUGUUUAUUUGGUCUAUAGAUGUACAUCAAAGAUGGUGUGGCAUUAUCAGGGCAGUUACACUGUGGGGGGGGGGAGAGACGACAGUAUACAUAUGCACAAAUUGUGCAUUUUAAAAUGAGGCUAUAACAGAAUCCGCAAAUGAACAGAAAUUCCAUGCAAGUAUGAUUAGAUUCCUCCUAUCCUAAAUUCCAUUAAAAUCUAGUCCAGAACAUCAGAAUUGCUCUUAAAAGUGCCCUUGGCACAUUGCCAUUUGUCUCCUAUGAUUUUUCGUCUCAGAAUUGUCCACAUAUGGACAGUAACACAACUGCAAAGCAGCACAGUAUUUCCACGGCCACAGUGGGAAUAUGCAGCUUAUAUUAGGCAAGCAGUUGUUAUGCAUGAGAAGGGAAACUUAUUCUAGGAGAAAGAUGUUGUUGUUGGGCUUUUAUGGCCCAUUAAAUAUAGUCCGCUUAUUCAACUUUAUGUGUGUAUCACAAAUCACACUUGUUUUUUUAUUCCUUGCUGGUGUUUGAGUUAGAGCUUUCAAAUUAAAUCGGUGUGUUUGGACUUGCCUUUAUAAAUGAGAUUGUUCCUGAGACUUAGCCCUUGCCCGUACAGCAAACUUAAAUCUCUUGCUUCUUCCUAUAAGUAGCAUUGCUUCUGUCUGUAAUUAGGAGCAAUUAUGCCAUUUUUAUUUCUCGCAGCAUAAAAAUGCUUUAGGAAAAGGGUGAAAAUACAGCUACAUUUGCAUUUUAAAGCUCCACUGGAGUGGGAAAACAAAGCAAACCUGUAAGACCAACCACCACAGCACAGGCAAACAAAAAAAUAUAGAUACGGUUUGUUAAAUCAGGGGUAAUGAAUGGCUUAUUCUUUUAUCAGCUUUGACUUGAGCUCCCCUACCCUGAAACCUGAUAAAUUAGAUAAGGGGUCAGCAACCUUUUGCAGCCAUGGACCGGUCCACCAUCCCUCAGACCAUGUGGUGGGCCAGACUAUAUUUGGGGGGGGGGGGAGAACAAAUUCCUAUGCCCCACCCAGAGAUGCAUUUUAAAUAAAAGCACACAUUCUACUCAUGAAAAACACUCUGAUUCCUGGACCAUAAACGCGCCGGAUUGAGAAGGCGAUCGGGCCGCAUCCGGCCCCCGGGCCUUAGGUUGCCUACCCCUGAACUAGAUAACACCAUAGCAGUACUUGGAAAGCAGUUCUCCCCCACUUGUAAUCAUCGGGGCAGAAGCUGAGGCUGGAAGGCAAGAAGUGAUCAUUGAGUCUGGUAAUAAAGUAAACAGUGGGGAGCAAGAGAAGAAUGGUAACUCUGAUCACAAUACCCACCGUGUAACCACCUUCAGUGCCACCAUAAGAUAUAUACAAGGUUAUAGCCACAUCCAUAAAAUACUACUGUCCCCCUCUCAUGAAAGUGUAAUGAAGUCCUUCUUGCUGGAGACACAAUUCCCAGCCCAGAGAGUGUAAUUUGAGCACCAGAAUCAGGUCAUUUGCAAACCCAGCUUCUCCAAGCACACCAAGGUGGAGCUCGCCCUCCAGCAGAAGAGUGUGAGUGCCCCAUCUCACAGUGCUUCGCCAACAGCAGGUGUUGUCCAGCAGUGGCAGUGGUGAAAUUGCAUUUAUUUCAGAAAGGCAGUUUCCCACCCACCUCCUAGAGUGGUACGAAUAGCAAUUCCCCAUAGGAGUUCAGAGUAGUGGCAACAGCGCUGCUCAGUAUCCAACAGUGCUGCUGCUUCCGCCACCAACCUCUGCUGAUGAGGUUUAUUUAAUUUUUUUAUAACCACCCACCUACCUGCUGACACACCUGAAGUGGCAGCAUGGUGAUGUAAACAUUAAUGACUGAAGUCCGUAGCACAGACUGGGUACCAACGGUGCUAGAACUUAUAUAAAAAUAGUAAUGCACAUGUGACCUGAAAACAGGUACAAAAGAACAGCUGCCAGUGGAACAAAUGAACAGGAAAAAUCUCAGCUUCGUGUUCAUUAAUCUCUUUUUCUAAAAGGCAUUAGCAACGCCCUCGUUCUGUGUUAAUACAGUACUGUAAGAUUGGGGUUUAAACAGAAGGGCUUUAAUGAGUCCAGGAGUAGUGCUAGAGAUUGACAACAGUCCUAGCCAAGUUGCCAAGUAACAACUCCCCCCUAUAGUUUUGGAGAUUGGCUGAUAGUUCUAAACUGCUGCUGUUCACAAUGGCUAGGAAAUAUCUGAAGGGGAAAUAACUGUUAUGAAUUGGGGGGGGGAGGGGCUGUACGCCCUUCUAAUUCCUGGAUCCAGCAAGUGUUAAAAUCUGAGCAAAGAUUCAGAUUCCUGGAAUAGUCAGGCUAGUUUCCUGGUGAGGUAAUGGGUCAUUAAGGAAACAAAGGGAGUGACUCUGUGCCAGAUGCCAAAUGGCACAAACUUGCUGGUAGUUAGAAAGACAAAAGUCAGAGUGGAGAGUGGCAUGAUGUGAGCUAGAAGCUGGAAGCUGGAAGCAGCAGGCUGGGAAGCUAGAGAGUCAAAGCAAUGCCUUUUUCUGGCGGAAUCAAAGGCUGUGGCUAUGGGAGAAGGAAGACCCUCUUGGGGUGUUAAUGCUGCGAGCCCCUCCAUCAUAGGCUGAGGUUGUAUAUAUGUGUAAAUAAACCACAUAUCCUAAAGACACCACAGUCUUCUCUGUGUCUCAUUCCAAGAAAACUCAACCCUGGGUAAGCACCUGGAACCCCUGGAAACUUGCACCGCUCAGAGAUUGGGGUGGCAUGCAACAUAAUUCUUGCAUGCACCCCCAGCUAAGAAUGAGGUGAUCUCCCUGUGAAGAGAAAUUGCCUUGACAGUGACAAAGUCUGGCACAUAAAUGGAGAUUCCUUCCAAACCUCCUGUCCGUUGAGCAUUCAUCCCAAUUUGGUUGCACAACAUUUGUGGGAAGGUUCAAAGAGGGCCAUUUAGUGAGCAUUCUCAGGGAGGUGAUGCAAUUUUCUGUCAAGCAAGUGGUAUUCCACAUUUCCUACUGCAUUUUACUGUCACUUUCCUUAUUGCAAAGUCCAAUUUGAGUGGGGAGGGAGAGACAAUUCAGCUUUAGUUGUGCAACCUGAAUUUGUCAGUAUGAACUAAGAUAGUGAACUUUCCUCUAUCACUCCAUCUGCACACUGAGGAAAACUGAGUCACUUGGAUUUCUGCUUUCCUGGAAAAAGUGCUCCAAUUAGUUGUAUUUUCCCUUGUAUACUGAAGAAUAUAACCUCCCUGUAAAUAUACUGUACACAUUGCUUUGCUAAAUUUUGUACUAUUUUAAUAGAAACUUGAAUAGAGUCUGUGUCAGGAAAAGAGGCAGCAACUCACUUGUUACUUGCUCUGUGUGUGUGAAAUAGAAGAUACUCUGGAAUACAUUCCUUCUCUUGGUGUUAGUUCGCAAACUGUGGCAGACAGCUCCAUAAAUCACUGGUACAUGCUGUUAGUCUAAUGACAAAUGUCUGGGAAUAGAAAUUUGAUUUUAUGGUUUUUAUUAUAUUACAGUUUUAACAAUCAGCUUGUGAAAGAUUAAUGGCCCCUGAUGAACCUUUGGAAUUAAGAUGAAUAUGCUCUUUAGAUGCUGCGAGUGCAAACGUUGUGAUGAAUCUGGACAAUCUGAGCCUCUUUAUAAGAAGGAUUGCAGCAAGAGCUAACAUGGUUUAUAGGCAGUUUCCAAAAACGGAGGCAAGCAUGAGCAAGAGCAGACCUCCUGUGCUCUCACUCCCUGGUUUUUGAGAACUGCUUAAAGAAACAAUAACAAGGAACACAGACUUAAUCCCAACUCAGACUCCUCAUCCUCUGAUAUCAUAGUAGAUAGUCAGUGGUUACAUGCUUCACCUUUUCUUCUUAAUGACUGGUUGUUACUGGUGGAAAACAUGGAAUCUUGUCUAAGGUUGUGUUCAAGACCCUCUGCUCUGCAAGGAGAUGGAGCUCCCAUAUUAGGCAGAACAGCUAUUAUCCAAAAGGGAGUCCUAUCAACAUUUGACAACCCUCAUUUUUUGUGUGAUGUUUUACAGAUGGGAUGCCAAGGAAGGUGAAGAAAUGCCCUUUGUAAAGGAUGAACCUGAUAAGCAGGUGAGUCUGCUCUAUAAAGUGUUGCUUAGAUCAGGAGUGGGGAACCUUUUCUGGUUCUGUGGGCCAGAUCCUUAUCAGCAUCUAUCCUCGCAGGCCAACUGUGAUGGGUGGGUAGGGCCACCCACCUGUCCUUUUGGAGCUCUUUGCAAUCCAUUUUUGUUUUAACAACCCUGGAUAAUUUGGUUUCAUCAGCAAGCUUUGCCACCUCAGGUGGGCAUGCUUUGAGGGAAACAGGCUCCUGAGAGAGGUUGGCAACGCUGGCAAGCCAGGUUUGGUCCACUGAGCAGAAGUGCCUUACCAAACAAAAUAACACCAACCCUUGUACGUUGCAUUACUUCAGAAGAGAUACAGCCCUUGGUUCUUAAGUCAUCAAAGUAGGGUAGUGUCUUCCAUUAACUGGGGGCCAAGCUGGAUGAGAUUCUCACUAAUGCCUUACCAAGCUCCUGGAGGUUUAUGUUUCUUGAACUGAAAUGCAUUUAACAGAUCUGACUGGAGUAAGGUGGUGGAGGAGAGAAAGAAGAUGCUUAACUCUUUCCCCUCACACUGCUUUAGUGUAGAUACACACAGAGAAACACAUCUAGAUGCUUUCCCUCCCGUGAUGGGAAAGAAAUGAUUCUGUAUCCUCCCUGCCCAGCCUCAAGGAUUGGGUUGUAGCUAUGAUGUAGCUAUGAACUCUGCUGUCACUGCUCCCAGAUUUUCAGCUUCAUAUAGCUACAUUUCAGUUAAAAGCAGCAGCAGCAGAUUGAUCAAACAGCUCCGAGCAUCCCUUCUACUUUGGCACACAGAGGCUUGCACUGGGAAGGUGAGAAAAGCUAAUCCUUUAACCAAUGCUUAUGAGUAUGAGGGAAGAUCCCUGUGUUACCAGAGUGGCCUGGGAAUUUCUUCAACGUUGCCUAGUCCCAGGUCACUCCAGGGCCGCUGAAUAAUUCUUUAUUACAAUAAAACAAUUAUCUUAUAUUGUGUAUAUAAUAUAUGCUGUCUCUCCAAUAAUAAAUCAUUAAUAGGCCAUGCAAUGUAUUUCAAAAGAUGCCAAAUUGAUUUUGAAGGGUUUGGCCUAAUAUGGAGAUGUUUGUGUAAAUGAUAAAUUAUUUCAUUGCAAUGAAGAACUGUGCAUAUUUUAAAGUACUGUACAUUUUCCCACUCUGGUUGCUAGGUGUGUUUUUUUUAAGGGCCAUUUGCACCUCAGUUUUUUUUGCACGCCCCAGCACUGCUUAUAAACAGGAAUUAUGUGAGCCAGACAAAUCAUUUCCUGCGUCAAGUGUGGUGUAGUGGUUAGAGUGCUGGGCUAGGACCAGGUCCAAAUCCCAACUAAGGCUGCAAUCCUAUAACCCCAUGUUGCCUUUGAAUUCAACAGGGUAUAGUUCUAAGCAGGAAUGAUUAGGAUUAUGUUCUAAGCCAUGAAGCUCACAGAAGAAGGAGAAGGAGAAGGAGAAGGAGAAGGAGAAGGAGAAGGAGAAGGAGAAGAAGUUGUAUACUGCCCUAGACUCCUUAGGGUAGUGAUAAAGCGGGAUAUCAAAUCCAAACUCUUUUCUUCUUCUAUACCCGCAAGUCUCAGUAGCUGUGCUUUAGUUUUCUCUCUAGUGAAAGGGAGACUUUAGUCACCUCUGCUAGCCAGCUACUGAUACCAAAAGCUUUGUCUGUUGUUUCUUUAAGUCAAUUGUGUAAUAAGUAACGAAGCAAAGUUUUGUCUUCUGUCAUACUAGAGAUCCUCGACCAAUGAGCAACUGAAAAAACAAGCUCUGGCUAGUGAAGCAGUCAAGGAGCAUAACUUCCCAGCAGGCCUAGAGAAUAAUAUAAAGCCCCCAGAACACAGUGCUCCCUUGCCUCAAGCCCAAAGAGAUGAAUGGAACCAAUCUGCAGGUGAAGAGCAGGGUGCAAAUGAAAAAGCCAGGAGGUGCCUAACCCAGGGCAUGUCUGCCGCAAUCAGAGCGGAUGAGACCGGGGCAGAUCUCAAACUCAGUAAGUCAGUAACUGGGACUGAUUUGUCUCCCAAGGGCAACUAUAUGAAUAGCAGCUCUUCUCAGGGAGCGCCUGGGAAUGUGGUGCAGACUUCUGGGUGCGACCUUCAAGAAAUCAAUUCCAUAGUCUAUGAAGGUGGCUUAGACAAAAGUGCGUAUUGUGAAUGGAACCCUUGUGGGGAGAAGGCAGGAAACAGUAGUGAGCUGUUGAACAAGGAAGGAGGAGGUGGUGAAGGCCAAGGGCUGAUAACAGUAGGACAAGUAGAAGAGAACCAAGUUGGUGGCCUCCAGAAGGAGAUAAUACCUGCGAAAGAAAGUGACACCGCAGCCUGCCUUGUUCGAACAGAGGAGUCCAGGCCUCCAUGUAAAGAAAUUCCAGACCCAACAAAUGAAUAUGCACAGGAAGGGGCACAAAUGAGGAACAAGGAAGAAGACCAACCCCAGUCGUGCAGUAACAAAGCACAGGAUUAAGACCGAACACACAGGGCUCCGUAGAGGCCAAAGGUGAGUGCAAUGCUAGCCCCUCCACUUGGCGUUUUAUGUAGAUUUCUAGCCUGCUCUGUCCCAAGAGCUCAAGCCUGGUAGCUCAGUUACACCUAAAAAGUUACACCAUCCAGGAAGUUCUCCUGCCCAUCCCCUACUGAAAUGAAUCAUACUUGGCUCUUGCACUGGUAGGACUGUUUUCAUUCAUUACACUGAGGUUUAAACAGAAGAACCCCCUCGUGGAUUCAGUCCUUGUCCUUUAGGAGCACAGCUCACAAUAUUUGACUGGCCACUUUAUGUUGAAGAGCUAGGCGUUAUUGUGAUGACUCUUGGAAGCUGCAUUUUCUAUAGGUUGGUCAAUUCCCACUUACUAGGCACAGAUCCUAACAUUACAUGAAUGAAUCUGCCAUUACGCUGCUAAACGGUUCACAGCAAAAGAUAGUAAGCAACAACCAGCUUCCAAAUGAUUACAAGCUGUAAUGAGAAUGCAACUCUCUUCUUCAAAGCUGCAACUCUUAAUCUUGGGCAACUCUGCUGUGAUCCUACUAAAGAUCAUCAAGACCUUUCAUUCAUUUGUUCAGAUUAUCUAGUUGGGGGUGAAAAGGAAAACCCCUGCAGAAGCAGAAUGCUCUGCUCCAGCAGUGAAUGCAGUAUGGGAGGUCUUUUCUUCCAGGUUAUACUUUCCAGACUUUUAGGUUUCAAACAAACAUAUUAAGCUGCCAUUCCCAACCUUGUUCCAAGCUGUUUCCUUCCCAGAAAACCACCAAUAUCCACAGAGCAAAGCUGAGAAACGUUGAGUAAAAUGGCUAAACUAAGAUUUUUCAUGCAUUCUUUUACACACACUAAUCUUCUCCCUCCAGUGAAAUGAAUGGGGCAACCAAAGUGCAGUAGAACUCCAUGCACAAAUCAAUGCUGUGAGAUGACUCUAGUGUUAGAGCAGGGGCCUUAGGCAACAUGGAGAUGGCAAGCUGCCCAAGGCUGGCCCAAUUAGCCACAUGUAAAGUUAGAACUUGAUUUCCUUUUCAAAAACUAAAUAAAUAAAUUGAAUUUACCAUUUAAUUUUAAAGAUGUUUAUUUUAAAAAAUGUUCAAUUGUUUAUACCCACUACAAGACUAUUCAGCAUCUAAGUAAAUAACACGGGAAGUCUCAGAUUUUGAAAUGGAUCAUAUGAUAUUUCAAACGUAGGUAAACCUUUGAAGAGCCGAAUAAUCAUGCUUUUGAAAUGUUAAAGCAGUUUAGUGUGCUUACAACCCAUGUUAAAACAAUGUCAAUGCAAAUUGUUAACACACACACACGGCUUUGCAGUAUUCUUUUUGUGUUUUAUAAUUUAUUUUAUUUUAUAUUAGUCCUGGUCUUCUGAUCUGCAGAUACAAGAAAUGGUGCUAAGAGGAACCAUUAGAGAAACUAUAGCAAAACCCUUUGCUUGUAACAUGAAGUUUCUUUUUUAUCAUUAUCACCAUCAAUCACUAUUACUUAUUAAUAAGACUUGUCUAACUUGAUGAUCUGAAAUUGCCUUAGGUUAAAAAAAAAAGACUUGGUAGAAUGUUGAGGUUCCUGCUCGUCCCACACAUUUCAUGUCAAGUUGUAAGACCAUCUUUCUUCAUAUUGCCAUCCAUCAGUGGAGCCCUUAUGUCGGUGACAGAUUUCACACAUAGAGCUGUUAGCUGUGACCCAUUUCUCGAAGGAAACAACUCAGGAACAUGUGACUUUAAUGCUUCGCAGCCGGUACCUUAUCCAUUGAUGCAAUUUCUGUCAGAGAACAAGGAAAUGCUGCUUUUUUAUUCAGAAUAAAGAUUGCCUCCAAAAGCUGCCCAAGCAUUUUCCCCAGGCCUAAAGAACAUUACCUCCAACCCUUAGCACCAUUUAUACAUGCCACUGUAUAAAAUAAUAUGCACAGACUAACAGACACUCUGGAUAAUACAUAAUGGUUGAAGCAGACAAAACAGAGGCAGGGAAGAGCCUUUUUUGCCCUCAUCUUCUACCAACCCAUCCCUCAGCUGCUUGCUAGAAUCUGUCCCUGGUAGCUGCCUCCAUGGGCAUGGCCAGGACUUUUGUUUGGGGGGGCAGAACAGACGUGAUUGGUCAGUUAAGUAUUUCUAUUGUUUUACUUGAUUGGGCGCGGGGGGCGGCAGGUGCCCCCCUGCCCUCCCCUUGGCUAUGCUCAUGGUGUCUGCCACUGCCAGAGCAAUCACACUGAACUCAGGAAAUCUGAAGGGUCAGUGUGGGGUAUUGUGAGUGUCAGACUAGGAUUCCGCAGAUCCUUACUCGCUGAGCUCAAACUCCCACUCAGCCAUGACAGUCGCUGGCUGACGUUUGUGGAAGGGACAUAACUCAUCAGAAGAAGGCCUUAGGAUGAAUCUCUGGCAUCUUCAGGUAGGGCUGGCAAAGGUUCUGAAACUCAUCUAUCCCACAUGUUAUUCACUUGAGGAAGACGCAAUACACACCCCCAGGCAGAUCCCACCUUGCAAGAAUGUUCAUUUCACUCUGCCCCAGUUGGCACCAGAACCCUAACGAGAAUGUUUUCGAAAGUCAUGUUUGUUCUUAAAAUUCAGCAGAAUAAUAUAUAGAUUAUCAUCAUGGCCAAGAAGGGGCAAAAGAACCUCUUACUUAGCAAUAAGAAAUAUCCUGGAUGUACACACAUGUAUAAACUUCAUUUCUCACUUGCCCCCAGCAGACAAAUUGAGAAGUGCUCGUCUUUCACUCUCAGGCAUAUGCACAGAAGGAGGGAAGAGCUGGGGCAUAGGGAUCCUCUCCUUGCAAGGGCUAGCCCAGUCGGUACAGCAUGAGACUCUUCAUCUCAAGGUCAUUGGUUCAAGCCCCAUGGUGGACAAAGGAUUCCUGCAUUGUAGCAGGUUCGACUAGAUGAUUCUCGGGAUCCCUUUCCAAAUUUAUGAAAUAAACAGGUUACUGUAAAUGGUGGGUUUUCCUUUCCUGUGGUGUCCGGCUCCUCCCCCAAUAAUUGUUUCAAAAGAUUUACAUGUAGAAUCUGCAACAAGAUGUUGCAGUGUGGACUGCUGCUGUUCACAAUUCCAGCCACUCCAUUCCAUUUCCCAUUUUGCCAUGGUUUUCCUUCCCAUGAGAAGAGCCUGCUGGAUCAGGCCAAUAGCCCAUCUAAGUCCAGCAUCCUGUUCCCUCAGUGGCCAACCAGGUGUCUGUGGGAAGCCCUCUCCCCCUCAGACAGACAGACAACCUUCCAUGGCCAACAGAGUCAGUUUGAAAAUCCUGCUGGAGGCUAAGUGCAGCCAGUACCUCUAGCCUUUCUUCACAUGAGUUGCUGUCUUAAAACUUGAUCAUCCUCAUAGAUAGAUAAAACUUUAUUCACAUUAGCCAAUGGCCAUAGAAACAGUAAAACAUUACAGUAUACGCAGAAAAGGAAAUUUGAUAUAAGAGCACAAUUUAAAGUCCUGAAUCAGCAGUCAGUUAGUGGUGAUCGUCCCAUAGCUGCUCUCAUCCUCUGCUUCAAAAUGACAAUAACCCAAAGCAUAAGCCCAGAAUCCCCUGCAGAACUCCCCCCCCCGCCCCCAUUUUAAAGUAAGAGGGCCAGGGAAAUCAACAAAGGAAACAAACUACAAAAGCUUUUCAUUCAGUUAUAUCAAACCAAUUAAUUUCAGACUCUCCAGAGAAAAUACAGCUGGGGUAAACUUCCAAAGCACAGUGGGGUGCUGACGUCAGCGUUCUCCCCUGACGUAAACAAGAGCAGUACAGCCAAAGUCUUGCGAGCUGCGGAGGUCAGUCUUAGAAUGCAAGACAAUGCUGAAGGAGUUGGCAUUAUUGAGCAGUACACGGAAUUCCUCUUCUGAUUAAAAGCACAGGAACUUAGGCAAUAGAAAUGUUAACUCCCACCCCGCUCCGUUCCUCCCUUAUAUCUGAAAGGAAGUGGGUAUAAUAUAUUAGCUAGAAACUGGGGUUUUUUGUUUUGUUUUUUAAAAAAGAGGUUCUUAGAAUUUGCACAGAAAGAUCAUGGAAUAGAAAUGACAGCUACAUGGCCCAUUUUUUAAUACCUCUUAAUGCUAAGCCAUUUGUAGUAAAAUCUGCAGUGCUUACAGCAGAAUGGAUUGUACUGCAAGGUAUAGGACUGCAGCCUUACUCAGAAAUAUUUAUUGGGGGGGUCAUGGCAGAUUUGGGGGGGAAGGCUUUUCCUUACCUGCCAACACCCAUUUUGUGUAAGAGUUGCCCCGAAAGAAUUAUAAUGGGCUGCCACACCCUAGUCAGUCCAAUUGCUUGGGGAGAUCCUGAGCCCUGCUGCCAGGGACUUCUCCCUUCAGCCAGCUUCAGGAAAAAAUAAACAAGGAGAUGAGCUUUGUAUUUACUAUACUUCCCUGAAGCCCAGAGGAAACCACUUAACAAAGAACCUUUUGAAAUGUCCCUAUGAUGCAAGGGAUAAAGUGUGUCCCAGUGGAGGAGGAAGAUAAUAAUAUUAUUAUUAUAAGAUAAUAAUAUUAUUAUUUAUGUAUACCCUGCCCGUCUGGCUGGGUUUCCCCAGCCACUCUGGGCAGCUCCCAACAGAAUAUUAAAAACACAAUAAAACAUCAAACAUUAAAAACUUCUCUAAACAGCCAGGACCGCCUACUGAACUGGCUGUAAGCAAGAAAGCAGGGGAGUGGGGCUGGCUGGCGUUGGUGGGGCUGUGCCCCAUUUACCCUAAUAGGCUAGCCUCCACAGGUACUAAGCUUCACAGCAAGUACAUAAAACCAGCUCCUUGAUGACUGACUCCGCCUAUGCCAAGUAAUUGACUUUUGGGGGUGGGGGUGGGGAGAGGAGAUGAGAAAGGUUCAAGUUGUCCAUUAGGGGGUGUUUACAGCGUGCUCAUCCUCACAGCAUCUGAACCUCUCAGUGAUCAGCAACUUGUGCUGGACAGACUCUCAGCUGGGCGAGUAGCUCACAGGAGAGGCCUGCUGCAGCUUUAAUUUGCCACACAGCAGUUCCUGACCCUCCUGAUGUUGCCUUUGUUUGUUUUCCAGGACAACUUGCUAAAGCAAAUCUGGUUGCAAAAGAAGAUGAGCACAAUCUCCCCCUCUGACACUGACCUUCAGCACCUGACCUUCAGCUCCCAGCGGCGCCUCCCCCUGCAGGUGAUGUUUACCUGUCUAGAAGCCACUUGUGCCCUAAAUUGUCUACUCAGUGCCGAAGGACAGAAAAGGCCUACUUACAAGCAGCCUCCUGAGGAGAAAGGAAAGGAAAUCAUGGCACUUGUAUUUUGUACCUAACUCCCCCCUACCCUUUAUAUUGUGGGCAUGUGAUGGGCCAUGAGUUGUCUACUGUAUGCACUUUAUUUUACUGAAUAACUAAUGAUAUUUAUAAGUUGGGUUUGCUUUGAAGAUAAUUUCAUUUAUUUUUCUCCUCACCACUGGCCAACGGAUCUACUUCCAAAACCAAGUGGCAAACUUUACAGAGUUUGGGCUGGGCUUGAGUUUUAUGGAUGUUCGGCCAGUUAGAGACAAUGAAGAAGAAACCAUUUUCUUAACAAUAAAGGUGGCUGAGGAGAUAGUAGAUCCAGCAGCCAGGAAGACUGUGUUAUGGCUUUGCACAAGUGUGGCAGAAUGAUGAGAAGGGACCAGUGGUGUCACAGGUUCCACACAACUGAUGGCUACAAGUUCAUUGAGGUUUCUCUAGAAUGCUUUCUCUCUUUAACCUUCCUGGUUUUGAACCUGUGACUAUCAUUAACUUCCUCAUUUAAUACAGGAAACAGUACUCCCUUCCUAAGUAUUUUGGCUCUAAGAGGAGGCAGCUCCUUCUCGCUGCUGCCUGUUCUCUUGGCCUCUCCCUUUGAGGCUAGAGGGAAAGUUGAUGGUCAUGUGUGUAUGAAGGAAACAGGCAAAUCGUUAUCAUUCCCAAUAGCAAAACAUCCAGACUGAACUUGAUUUUGGCUUCACAUUCGUUAUCAUUCCCAGUAGCAAAACAUCCAGACUGAACUCCUUGAUUUUGGCUUCACUCUCAAAUCAAAACAUGGUGGAAGAGAAACCAGAUGUGCAAAAACAUACGUUUGUUUGUUUGUUUGUUUCUUGUAUGUGGUUAUGUUGUAAAUGGCUGUGAUGUUAGAGCAGAGAUGAACGGAAUCCAAAAAGUAAUUUUGGCACCUCCUGUGAAAGCACUCAAAGGUUUAGUGGAUUGCAAACAGAAGUACUAGGCGGACCAGACAGCACCGAGAUAUGACCGUGCCACUUGCUGGCCUGCAGGAUUCCCUGUACCUGGGAAAUGGUAUUGCAGCAUAAUUCCAUAAAGCAGAACAAAGUUUGCAAAGCAUUGUCUCCUCACUUCUAGGAUAUGAUAGGAGCCAAUUGCACUUGAGCACUGGGGUUUUGUGAAACAAUCUAGCUACGUGUGAGAAAUGGCCGGCAGAGGCGACUCCAAGCACCAGCAGCAAAUGUCUGCAUUAUGGAUUGGCUCCCUAAAAAUGCAGUGGGCACAAUCCAGCUGAAGUUACACACCGUUGCAACUCAUUGAUUCCAAUUAUAAUGUUGAAGAAUGUGCUCAGCACUCCUCACCCAGGAAAACAACAGGACCUGAUCCCAGAUCACUUUUGAACUUGCUCAUAAGUGAUCUGGAGUAAGGGGUGAGCACGGAGAUGACCAAGUUUGCUGACAACACCAAUUUUUGUUCAAGGUAGUAAAAACAAAAAGGGAUUGCGAGGAGCUCCAGAAGAAUUUGUCUGACCUGGGUAAAUGUGCAUUAAAAUGGCAAAUCUGGUUCAAUGUAAGCAAGUGUAAAGUGAUGCAUACUGAUUGGAGGGGGGGUGGAAUUACUAACUUUACAUACGGUUUGGCAGGGCCCGAGGAAAAGGAAACUAACGAGGGGGGAAAGAUGUAAGUUAUGGUGGAUUGUGCAAUGAAGAUGUUGACCCAGUUCACAGCAGCUGUGAAAAGGUGACAUCCAUGCUGGGGACAAUUAGGGAAGGGGUUGAAAAUAAAACUGCCAGUAUUGCAGUGUCAAACUAUUUUAUGAUGGGGCCCGCUUGGAAUACUCUGCAUAGUUCUGGCCCCACAUCUCAAAGAGGAUAUUGUAGAGCUGGAAAAGGGCAACUAAAAUUAUAUUAGUGCUGAAACCCCUCCACGGAACCGGGGCUUUUAAAUUUAGUAAAAAGGAAAGUAAGGCAGGGCAGGAUAGGAUAGUUUUAUAAAAUUAUGCAUUGUGUUCAGAAAGUGGGUGUAAGUUUUUUCUCCCACUUUCAUAACACUAGAACUCAGACUCAUCCACUAAGGCAAAAUGAUGGGAGAUUCAGAACAGACAAAAGGAAGUAGAGCACAAAGUUAACCUAAGGAAUCUACUACUAGCAGAUGUGGCAACGGCAAUCAAAUUAGAUGGCUUUGAAAGGAGAAGGGAUUUAAUUUGUGACAAUUUAAUAUGAAAGAGAGAUGCCAUUAUUAUAUAAAGUAAAUUAAUAGAUUAAGUGUUAUAGAGAGCUGAAUAAUCCAGGGUGUGUGUGGAUGCUGUUUGCGUCUGAUAGGUCAGAAGAGAACGCCAUGUUGUGGGCACAGCAGUCAUAUGGGACUUAUACAACAGUGUAUCCCUGAUGCACUGGUAAGGAGUAAAACACAAUAUUAAUUCUUUCACUAGAUCGAUUCUAAAAGGUAAUGUUCAAGUGUGCAGAAUUACACACAGCUUACACCCAGUUGAAAUUCCAGCUUUCAAGGGAGCAUGCUAGACACAAGCUUUCUCUAAUUUUUGCUGGGUUAAAGAGGUAUCAGCACCAGAAAUCUGUCACAUUAGAAUUGUUCUCCCCGUGAUGCCAGCAUUCAGAAAAGACGUACCUGCUAGAACAUCCUUACCUCCAGCAGACCUAUUGUUAUUUAUGACCACUAUGUGGCUGGGGAGAGAGGUUGCAAAAGAAGGGCUCUGCAUUUUUUUUGCAAGAGAUGUCUGGACGUCCAUAGCUAUCCCGUGACCCAGUAUUUUCAGUGAAGCAAAGCAGCAUAUCUGGAGUAUGCAUGCAGAGAUAUUUGCUUGGCUUCUCAGCAACAAACUCUUACUAGCCCUAAUAGUAAUUGUGCUUUACUUCUGGCCAGAAUAAUGAGAAGCAUUGCAUUUGGUAUUGUUCAACUAGCAAAUGUGCUUUGGUUUUCCCACUUUCUCAAAUGGAAAGCACUCAGAUGGCUUCUGGAGAAUCCACAAUCUGUUCAGGAGGGGUUUGCAAUCCCCAUAGGCAGCCUGUUAGCAAGAAAGCGGAGAGUGUUGCGCAAUUAGCAUGUGCUUCAGUAAAAAUAAUAGUUUGAAUUUGUGAGAGCCAACACUGGCCUCCUUUGGAAACAAACAGAUCAAAUGAGUCAUGAUAAAUGAUUUUUAGGUUUGAAAGUUCUUAACCCGGACAGAUUUGAUUCCUAUGUCCCAUAACACUCAGCAUUGAUUGAUUUGUGAAUAUAUAUAGACACAUUACUAGAUUAUGAACUUGAAACUUUUUUAAAAAAAUAAUAAUAAUCCCACUUUUCACCAUGUAGGGCACAUGGUAUAGCUGAAAGAAAAAUAAGCACAAUCCUCAUUGAUUUUCAGUGGGACUGCAACACACAUAAAUGCUUUUUGUAUGUAUCGGUUGUUAGAAAAUGAAUUUGUUUAUAUAUUACUUAACAUAAUUUUGAGCAGGAUUUCCACCUGUUGUUCUUCUAGCAUAUUUCUGAGUCAUCUUAAUAGUGCAGUAUGGAAAACUUGAAUUGCUAGGUUGCCUUGUUGGCAAGAGAGAGAGAGAGAGAGAGAGAGAGAGAGAGAGAGAGCGCGCGAGCGAGCGCUAUUCUCAAGCCUAAUAAUAAGCUCCAUUAAGUUCCACUUAAGUUCACUUAUGGAAGAGGAACUGUUAGUCAGCCUUUUGUCGCAGAAGAUCAAAAUCAAGUAAAAUCCAGCAAAACAGUAAGACACAUAUGGGCAGGAGAAAACAAUGAAAUGUAUGAAAAGGCACUACGGGAUGGUGCCUUAUCAAAAACACUGGUCCUUCCCAAGUAUAGAAUCUUUAAGCAUACCUGCACAGUUUUAUAACAGUCUGUUGAGGCUUUCCCUGAGAAUUGUCUUAGAGAUCCUUUCUCUCUGCCCCUGCCACCAGCCCUACCAUUUAAAAACUAGCAUUCCCUUUGAAGAGAGAAUUGAUAUUAAAUCUGUUUAAGGCUACGUACACAUUAGUGGCUUAACACAGCAAGGCCAUUUCUACCCACUCACCCAAGUUAUGUUUUUACAUUGCUGUAUACAGCAGAGAGGGGGCAGGGAUGUCUUCACUCAAUGUGCAAUACCUGUUUGUUGCCCUGCACCCGCAACCCCCCUGAACGUCUCUUCAUUGAAGCUGUCAUCUGCACACGUGCAACAGCCACCUCAAACGGACACACCUCAGCUUACAUUUUCAAGUUGGAUGGAAGCUGGUUUGAAGGAACAGACAUUAGACAGCAGUAUUUCUCAAUAAACUACAGGAUACCUAUGGAUUGUGGCUAACAGCAUGUGUGCUCUGCUCCAAACACCAUCGGUGGGAACGCACUGGAGUAAAUGGAAAUGUGUCCACCGUCUAAGACUGCACUGUUAAUAGUACCGAUUGAAGGGUCUGCAUUAACUCUGCUUAUUGACAUUUUUUAAAUAUAAAAAAAACCUUGAUCCUGAUUCUUGUUUUCCAGAAUUUAAAUGUGAUGUUUGAGAGGCGAGUGAAAUGAUUACGAAAUACCGUGAUUAUUUUUGUUAAAUAAAUGUUUGAAG